Molecule: messenger RNA, 79262 nt
Organism: Podarcis lilfordi (Lilford's wall lizard)
Lineage: Eukaryota; Metazoa; Chordata; Lepidosauria; Squamata; Lacertidae
Source: the annotation of a GenBank genome assembly
CCAGGCUUGGCUCUGACUUCAUGUUCACUCCGACAGGUGUUUACUUAAGGGGGUGCCGCAUGCCUGCUGAAAUACAAAUCAAUAUAACAGAGCUGAAGUCAUCUCGUUGGAUUUAGCUAGCAAAUAUUCAUUUGACAGGGUUUUUAUAGGGGGGGCGAAACCAGUUUGCCCUUCUGCCUCUGAAGAGAUAACAGCAUAAAAAAUCGGAAGCACAGAUACUGGAAGAUCACCUUCACAGAAGCACUGGAAGUGUUUGGCUUUGAAAAAGGACAGGCCGUUGGGAACUGUGCUGCCUGGAGAGACUUUGAAUACAGAAAAGGAGAAGAAGCAAUGACUUGUUGGGAUCUUGAUGGGGCUAGCCUGCUGUAAAGAACCUUCCCAUGUAAUGGUAAGUUUUCAGAAGUAACUGGGCAUUGCUGAAGAAAUGGGAAGGGAUAAAACCCUCUGUGUGUGCAUGUAGAGGAGGGAAAGCAAUAGGGAUUGUUGGACGGUCUGCUACUUCCAUCUAUCUAGCUUCUCUUUCUGUUUCAAACAGCAUAAGAAGAGUAGAGGAGCCUGCUGGAUCAAGCCAGUGGCCCAUCUAGUCCAGCAUCCUGUUCUCACAGUGGCCAAUCACCAGUUUUCCCAGGACAGGUGUUAGGCUAACUGGCCUGUAAUUUCCAGGAUCCAUUUUCCAUUGGAUCCCUUAAAAAAGAAAAGAAAAGGUGUUGCAUUUGCUACUUUCUAGCCUUCAGGUAUGGAAGCUGGUGUGAGACAAGUUACCUACUUUCAAGUUAUUUGAAAGCUCUUGUGCGGAUGCCAUCUUGACCCGGCAUUUUGUCAGUUUUUACUUUGUUUAUUAGGCCUAGAACUUCGUCCCUCAUCACCACUAUCUGCUUCAGUUCCUCAUACCCACCUCCUGCAGAGGUUAGUUCAGGCACUGAGAUCUGUCCCACAUCUUCUGUUGUGAAAAUGGAUGCAAAGAAUUAAUUCACUUUCUCCGCAAUCUCCUUAUCCUUCUUUAGUAUUCUUUUGAUUUCGUUGUCAUCCGAGGGUUCAACCAUCCCCUUUGAUGGUCUCCUGCUACUAAAAUACUUAAAUAACUUUUUGUUGUUAGUUUUAAUGUUUUGCUUCUCAAAAUCUUUUUUUCAGCAUCACUUAUUGUCUGCUUGCACUUCUUUUUUUUGCUGAACUUUGGGGGUUUUUUUUGUUCUCUUCAGUUUUUUGAAGGAAGCCUUCUUGACUCUGAUAGCUUCUUUGGCUCUGCUCAUAAACAACUCUGGCAUUCCCUUGGUCCUCAUGGUCCCUUUUCUGAUCUGUGUUAUACACUCCUUUUGAGUUUCUAAUGUGGUUUUAAACAAUUUCUAAGAAUUUCAACAUCCUUUUACCUCAUUUUGAGGAAGUUUCCUCUUUUGAAACCAAAUGGGACAGUAUUUAAUUUUCUUGGCAUUUGCUUGCAAAAAUAUGAACAUUAGUCAAUACUGCAUACAAAAAAAUGUGUUUGGGGAAAUUUGUACAACAAUGCUGAAAGGUUUUCAUGAAGAUGCUUUGAUUUUUUUAAAAAAAUUGCAAAUUGCUACAUAAAUGUGUACAGCUGAAUUUGAGAUUUUAAAAAAUGAGAAAUAGGGAGAGCUGAAUUUGACAGAUUCCUCCUUCCCUAGUGGGCAUAUGGAGAUAUCUGAGAAAGUUCUGUGUUUGCCACCCACAAAAUGGCUGCUAUGGGGACAUAAUAUAACACACAACGGCUAUAUAAUAUAACACACAAUGUGUGACGGGGUGAGUAAAGCAUCUAAAAAAGCAGGAAAAAAGACAGAACCAGUGCUUUUUUCUGGGGGUAGAAACGGGAGAAGAAACUAUAUAUAUAUAUUUUAAAAAAAUAGUUUCUUCUCCAGCACAGUGAAUUGUCAGUGCUGUUGCUACCCCUGAUGGCGGCCUCAUUUCCUGUCACGGUGUUUCCUGAGUCUCAGAUGGAAACGAGCGUUUAAUGUGUGAAGUAGGACUUGGAAUCUAGCACGGUGAUUGAUCAGUUUUGUUGUUACCACCUCCAAUGGCGGCUUUAUUUCCUUUCCCGGUGUAAUGCAUGUUCUUUGUACUUUUGUCCAUUUACUGUAUUUAUUUUUCCUGGUUUGAACUAUAAAAUGGUGGUUUUCUUGAAUCAAAAUGAGAGUACCUCUAAACUUUUUUUUUAAUAUAGAAAAAAAGUACUGGACAGGACCAUAAAAUGGUGAUUUGUGCUUGCCCUAUUAACCUUCUCAUCAGUGAAAAAAGAAGGCAAAAAACCACUGCAGGACUCAUUCCCAUAGAAGCUCUUUGCACCUCUUUGUUCAGAAUAGGAGGGCGGGUGGCCAGGCCUGCCAACCAACAAAAAGUGGGCAUUUUUUGUCAGGGUGGGGGGAUUUCAAUGUAGGAUAGGCUGAGGCAGAGCAAACAUUCUCCUGUGCACUGUGGAUUUUUGAGGGGGUCUUUACUGGGUCCUUUAUAGUGUGCCAUAGAAGAUACUGGUAGGUACAUGAUGUCGGCGGAUACUAUGUUGGACACCUCUAUUAUAAACAAAAUAAAAAGCACUGGAGGCCCAAAUGAAAUAACAUUCUAAGACAAUUAUUGAAUUUUUCAGUUAAAUGCUGUGAGGAAAGGUAACUGUUUUGCAUAUGAAAUGGAGCAAGCAACAUCUAAUGAAUAAAAAUCAGGAGAAAAUCCCUUCUAAAUUAAUAGGAUUAAAACCAUGAACUGCUGAAGUGGGAUGCAUGGCAGCAACACAGCCACAUCUUUUGCUUGAUCUUGAUCUCCUGAGGCAUUAAUGAAGUGGUAAUUGUAGGAGCAGUGGGUUAUUUACAGCUUUCACCAAAUAAUAGAUAAUUAGGUGAAAUAGCAUAGCUUUAACAAACAAAAUAGACAUUAAAACUGCAAAUUAGAACUAAGAUUGAUUUUAAAUCAGGGUGUGACAGAACCAAAGUACAAAAAUGUUGCAUCAAGCUUUAAUGAACAUCUCUCCAGAAUUAUUUAGAACAUAUAACUUAUAUGAACUUCCUUACUAAUGUGCUAAACAAACACCUGAACAGUCCAAUCAUAACCAUGCUUAUUGGAGAUGUUCAGUUAAUUUGAAUGGGCAUUAAUUCAAGUAAUUAUGCUUAGGAAUUAUAACUUAAAUUGAAGCAGAACUGUUUUCUCCUUAAGUUUGUUUUUUAAGUCAAUGGGCUGUGGCUGUAAUCCUGUAUCUUGGGGGCUGCCAACCCAGUGCCCACAAAGGCCUCCAUUGGUGCCCCCAGUCAGAGUUUGAGUUUCUUUCUUCUCUUUUCUUUUUAAGUAAGCCUCUAGCUGCCCUAGAAAUAAAGUUAUGAGGCAAAAUGUACAGGUAUCCUUCUGAGCCAUUUCUGUGAAAUGAGUCAGCCUGGCUACUUCAGCCUGUCAGUGAAGUCAGAUAUGUGAUUGAAAAGUGAGUUCUUUGAACACCAGGCAAUAGGAAUCCCCCAGGUACUAAAUAGGUGCUGUUUUCUUCUCUUGUUCGGUGCACUUUUCCUGCUUGUGUCUUGUUUUCUAGUAGUCCUUGGCACCUCCAUAGUUUGCCCUUUUUUACCCUAUGAACCAGGUGCAUCUUUCCUUUGGUAGGUUUGUCUGAGAUCAGGUACUCCCUAGAAGUUAUUUUCUGCAAAUAUUACUACACACUAAGUGCAGGUGCAUGACAAGGUGUUGCGGCAGGGGAGAGAAUUCGGUUCCUUGUCAGUGGAUCAAUAGGAACUGUUCAAGGGAGGAAUCAGAGGUGUAUUUUUAAAAAAUAAAUAAAUCUAGAAUUAAAAUUUUAAAAUUCCUGCCUGCUUUGGCCCUCCUUAAAUCUGGUGUGUCUAUAAGCCACUAUAAUAGUUGUAUUGUAAGGUAUUUCUUCUUCCCUCCUCUAGGCAGCUUUUAUUUUCCACCUCAGUGAAAUUAUUUUGCAAAGCAUUGUAUUUUCUCUGUCUCUGCCUUCUCAUCGACUUUUCACCCUUUCUGCCUUUUGAAACCAAAGCCUAGCUCAUUGACAGGCUGGAGAUAAACUUCUUAUAUGCCACUUUUCCUGCAAGGAAUGUAUAAGGGCAUUCAUGGUUCUCCUCUUCCCCAUACUUCCUUCACAACACUCCAUUGUGGAAGGUUAGGCAGAGAGACCGUCACUGAUCUAAAGUCACCCAUGAAUUUCAACCCUUGUUUGCUAGGUCAUAGUCCACUUAAUACCAUUUCAGCUUAUUCUACAACAGAAGAAGAAGAAGAAGAGUUUGGAUUUGAUAUCCCGCCUUUCACUCCCUUUAAGGAGUCUCAAAGCGGCUAACAUUCUCCUUUCCCUUCCUUCCCCACAACAAACACUCUGUGAGGUGAGUGGGGCUGAGAGACUUCAAGGAAGUGUGACUGGCCCAAGGUCACCCAGCAGCUGCAUGUGGAGGAGUGGGGAAUCGAACCCGGUUCCCCAGAUUACAAGACUACCGCUCUCAACCACUACACCACACUGGCUCUCAGGCUGUUUGUGGGAAUAUUAUACCCCCACCCUCUGUGCACAGGGGGGAAGCCUAUGAGUUCCCUUGUUAACAGUUCUGUGUGGCACCUUUAAGACUAAUCAGUUUAGGGUGCAAACUUACACAUGCUUACCAGGGUCAUGAAGUAAUGAAAUUCAUUGGGACCUACUUCUGAGUGAACUUGGGUAGGAUUGUACAGUUACUGUGGCAUCAAUCUGCUCCUGCCCAUAUAAUGUUAUGUCAAACUAAACACAAUUCAGUGUGUUUGUUAGUUGUUUGCAGUUAUUGCAAGACACUUGUUUUUCAGUCACAAUUUUAAUAUCAACCCCUAAUGGAGCUGUCUCCAAAGAUUCUUUCACCGCUUUCAGCUCUGAUGAUUGUUCCAGAACUUAAGUGUCUGCUCCAUCGUUGUCCUUCAGCCUCGUUUGAUUUCUGCUCAGCAGAGUUUUUGCAUCAAACUCUCCAGUUUAUAAUUGCGAUUUCCAGAUGUCUUCUGAAAUUUAUCUGCUGCUCUCCACAGGAUUUCCCAGCCAUACAGAACUGCUGACUUGCACUUUGGGUUGCAAUAAACAAACAAACAUUUUUACAACUGGGCAUCUCUUUUCAUUUAUUUCGGCUAUAAUAGCUUUUUUUUAGAUUGGCUACAGUUUUGUUAAGUAAUAUAGACGAGGCCAGGGUGAGCAGCUAGGAACGGGAAUGGGGGAGGGGAAGACCACUUCAAUAUACAAUUUGAAGAACCAUCAGAAGAAUUUUGUCAAAGUGAUGGAAAGGGGAUUGAGCUGUGUAACUAUAAUUAUAGAAACAAGUUCUCAGUCUUUGUUUGCUGUACAUUUCCACUGCCACGUCGAAAACGAACUGAACAAUCCAUUGGAUAUAUAGCAGAUGGUUCCCCGGCACCUGCAAAAACUGCUAUAGCAGAAUGAAAAGGCUGGGGGAGGGAUGGCAUAUGGGUGAUGAUGGGCUCAGUUGUGCGUGUCUGCGCAUACGUAUACACGUAAGGUGCGCUGGUUCACACUCACGCUAUUCAGUACAAAAGAUGGAUGUUAAAAGCAAUCACCUACAAAUAGGAUUCUUGCCUAGUUUGCAACUUGGGGAUUCUACCUUAUUCCCCUGUUGUGUUUCGAAUCACAGGGAAAGGAGUAUAUGACAGGACUAGGGGUGAGGAAACAGAUGCCAUUUCAGCUGCAGAUCUCAAAGUGGGAUGCUCCAGGAGGCCAUAGCUCCGUGGGAGAGCAUCUGCUUUGUAUGCAGACGGUCCCAGGUUCAAUCCCUGGCAUCUUCAGAUAAGGGUGGGAGAGACCUCUGCCUGAAAGCCUGGAGAGCCACUGCCAGUCAGUGUAGACAAUACUGAGCUAGGCAAGAGUCAACCUGGAUAGCUCAGUUGGUUAGAGCGUGGUGCUGAUAACAGCAAGGUUGCAAGUUUGAUCUCCGCACUGGGCAGCUGCAUAUUCCUUCUGUUGCCAGAGGUUGGACUCGAUGAUCCUUACGGUCCCUUCCAACUGUACAAUUCUAGGAUCCUAUGACUCAGUCUAAGACAGGUGCCUAUGAUCUUAUCAAGCCUUCCUGCAGGUUGCAACCGAUGAUUGACUGCGCUUAUUGCAUAUUGAGGCUAAGGGUGUGUUGGUGUAUUUAGAUAUAUAUUCAUUUUCUUUUUUAUUUAUUACCUUCCCCCCCAUCAAAUUUUUAUUUGAUUUUACAAAUGUAGAAUUAUAACAUUACCAAAUACAUACCCCUAUUUAGAGAUUUCUCCAAAUCUCUAGACUUCCCACCUUCCUCUCCACGGAUCCUAUUAUCCACCUUUUCAACUGCAUAUUAUUUCAUCAUCCAAGUUUUACAUCUCUCCAUUUCGUUCAUAGUAAUUUUUACAUUACAAGUAUUACUGCAAUCCUGCUAAUCUUUUCAUAUGCUUACAGUGGUCUCUCAAGUAAAUUGUAAAUUUUCCCCAUUCUUUAUUAAAGUUUUGGUCUUCUUGGUUCCUGAGCUUUCCGGUCAGUUUUGCCAUUUCGGCAUAGUCCAACUGCUUAGUUUGCCAUUCUUCUCUGGUAAGGACUUUGUCUUCUUUCUAUCUCUGGAUAUCUUACCUUUUUUCCAUUGUGGCACCCAAGGCUGUGCACAUGUGGUCCCCAGGCUGUCUCUUAUCUAAUCACUGACCAGGCCUCCUUAGUUUUAGCAAGCUGGUGGCCUCCUGUGCCCUCACACGAUGCCUGGGCACUCAGGCUUCAACUUUCGUACGACAUUAUAGGAUUCCCUGUGUGGUAACAGACAGCAGAAGCACUGAGCGUGUUGAAAUGUGCAAAGUCGCCCUAUGUUACCGAUAUCUCUGGGAAGUGGUUGCUUUUCCUCCCAGCUUAAGCUGCUGAUCUGUACAUAACACAAUAUAAUCUUUCCUGUUUGUGUUUUCCAAAUUUACUUUGGCAUCUUAAAACGAUUAGUUCAUUAUCUAAUCUGACACACACCCAUCUGAGCAAUAUGUUGACCUGUGCAGUGUUCAAAUAUUCCUUAUCUGGCAGCAUAGAUGGUGGGCUUUCUUAACCAACUCCUUUAUUCAGGUAAUACCAUACAAGAUUAAUUUUGCAUAUGUUAUAGCAAUUGUUCUGAUCUCAGACACGAUUUUGUGUGUGUGUGUGUGUGUGGACAACCAGUUCCCUGGCACAUACCAAGUGCUGGUUUUAAUAUGCUGCUACUUCAAUGGUGAAAACCCUUUCAUCAGUUCCAGUAUUAUGAGCUCUGCUGAAACUUUGAUGUAGGCCUUAUUGCUCCUUGGGUCUCUUCAGACAAUCUACUUCUACUUAUUCUUCAACACAGGGCUUUUUUUUCAGCUGGAGCUCACCAGACCUCAGGUGGGAGCCUGAGUGGUAAGGAAAGGCACAGCAAAGGCACUGUGUGCUAGUAACAAAAUCCCAUUGAGCUAAAUCUCAUCGUUCAUCUGGUUAGCCACUGCAAGAACAGGAUGCUGGACUAGAUGUGGCCUUUGGUCUGAUCCAGUGGGGCUCUUCUUACAUUUGUUGCAUUCUCGGUUUCUGUUGACAGGUGUCCACCUUAAAACAAGACACUCAAUUAUACAUAUAAAAUAUAUAAUUCAGAAAGGGGCAGUGCAGUAGACAAUGGGAAAGAACCUCUGCCUGGGACCCGAGGGAAGUGGUGGCAAUUCUGGGCUAGGCAGACAAAUCUAAGUCAGCUUCCUAUGAACCUAAGUCAUAGCUGUCAACGUUUCCCUUUUUUAAAGGGAAAUUCCCUUACAGUGGUACCUCGGGUUAAGUACUUAAUUCGUUCCAGAGGUCCGUUCUUAACCUGAAACUGUUCUUAACCUGAAGCACCACUUGAGCUAAUGGGGCCUCCUGCUGCUGCCGCGCUGCCGGAGCAUGAUUUCUGUUCUUAUGCUGAAGCAAAGUUCUUAACCUGAAGCACUAUUUCUGGGUUAACGGAGUCUGUAACCUGAAGCGUAUGUAACCUGAGGUACCACUGUAUUCCGAAUAGGAUUCCUCGCAAUAAAAGGGAAAAAUUGACAGCUAUGACCUAAGUGCAAGUAGCACAAGAGAACGCAUUGCUCUGAUGUUUGAGCACACACUUUGUGAAGCAUAUCUCUCCCCCAGCAGUGAAUUUUAAUCAUGCAUAACAACUGCUUUUACAUUUGUCCGUGUACAUACCCAGACACCAUUCUGAUGAAGCUGACGAAGCUGUUCUGCGGAAGGGAGGAGAGCUAAGUGCCUUAUUUUCUUCACUCCACUUGCUAAAUUAUUCCCAAUGUGUUAAACAAUGUAAUUAAACACACACGCUCACAUGAUAAAAACUCUUUGCUGUUCCCCGUCAGCGCAGGGGGUGAGAGGGAGAGGGAGGGAGAGAGAAGAACGAACGCAUGUGUCAGUCCCAGCCUUCAAGCUCUGCUAGUUUUAAUUUGAGUUGUGGAAUUAGUAAUCAGUUUUGCUGGAACACUGUUGCAGGAAAUAGAUCCUUGCAUGUGGCGGGCUUGAGCACUGUUGCAAAUGAGUAUUUGUUAAGGGGAAACCAUUCCCUUGUCAUGUUAUGCUACAUUACGUAAGAUUUAUUUCCUUUGUGCAGAGAAAUGGAAGCCAAAAAGGAACGCUCGCUCUUCGUGUCAGUGGAAGGUUAUUUCUGAAUUUCAUCUGAUUCCCUCUUUAAAAAGAAAGUCUCUCUUAAUUAAACAGCAUGUGCAGAAAUGCUCUUGGUUUAUAGGGUUUGUUAUUAAAAUGAGAAGCAAGGCCAGGAGCUAGGAAAAGGGAGAAAUUCAGUCCAGGCCACAGAAUAUGCAAACUGAAAAUGUAGCCUUUCUUCAAAAAUGCGCACAGCUCUGAACUUUGCAAACAAAAAAGAAAAGUGUACAAAAAUGUAUGUAUUCUGGGAAUGUGUGCAUAAAAAUGCACAUAUUUUGAUGAAAAGACCAGAAAAAUGCAUCUUUUUAGGAAAAAUUGCAUACAGAAAUGUGAACACCAGUAGAAAUGUACACCAAAGCACUGACAAUUCCUUUGUGAGGAGCCUUUGAAAAAUCAUUAACUGAUGCUGAAAUGCAUGACUAACACACCUUUUGAAUGGGAAAAAAGAGUAACUAGGAAGAAUGGAAAUAAGUAGCCCUCUAAAAUUGGGGCGGUUAAGCAGUAUGCACCUCUGCGGGCAGAGAGUUCCACAGCUGUGGCUAGAAAUAUCAUGAUGGGAGGAUUUAAGACUGUGAGGAAGUAUCACACGUCAAUGUGAAAAUGCAAACAUGUUUCACAGUCAGUUAUAUUUUUAUGUUUUUAAAUCCUUUUGUAAUUAUCAUUUUACAACCCAAAGGUGCAGGAGCAGGGUAUUACAUCGUUCCAUAUACAAAGCAAACAAACAAUAAGGAAUAAGAGAAAUAAAUGUUAACACCCUAAUCUAAAUCAAGGCAUCCAUAUUUCUCAAGAUGGCGUAGAUGGUGAAUAUUGGGCAUCUAAGUUUGAAGCGUAAGAAAUAAAAUCCCACCAUGUGCUCUGCAUCCCUCCGAAGACACACAAAUUAUUCAAAUAUAUUCAAAACAAAAUUGUUUAAUUUAUGGGAACCUUUUAAUCAAAUAUUUAGAGUGGUGUGCUCUGUGCUUGUCACGCAUCCCAAUGCCUUUCCCCUUAUUGGCCAGAACAUUAAAAAGGUGGAGCUGGCUAGAGCCUUAUGGAACAAUUGAAAAGGAUACCUAGAGCAAGUUUCCUCUCUCUGUCUCCACAGCUGAAAUAGCUGCAACCAUAGAAUCCAUCAAGCUUUCUUCUCUUCCUCCUUCUGGGCUUGCAUGCCAGCCUUUCCUCCAAUGGCACACUACCAUCAAGCCCUUCUCCAGUUGAGAAAUUAUUCUAGCUCAAAGGAGGAGCAGGAGGGCUCCUCUGAGCCGUAUGGCAGUCCACACUCACACUAAGUGGGAUCACACUCUCCUUUGUCUAAUACUUUUCAAUGGGAGUUAAGCUCCAUGGAAGGAACCUGGAAUAUACAAAGGCUCCACCGCUUUGUGUUUAAUCAGUCCCUUUGAUGUUGACAAUCAGAAUUACAGGAUUGCGGUGUGACUGUAGUUGGUAAGAGGUGACCAGUGUGCUUAUAAAAUGUGAGGAAGGAACUGGAAAGCCAAUGUUCUCAUAAAUCUCAGGAACACUUUUAAUAAUAGCCUCCUAUAUUGAAUUUUGGGCCUUGGCUAUCUCAUAGAUCAAAACAAUGUUCUGCGAAGUUACUGAAAUCAGCAGUGUCAAGAGGGCUUUGUUUGGAAACUUGGGAGAUUAUCAGUGGAAAUAAAGAGGAACAGAGCCAUGAGAGAUUUUAAUAUGCCUUGAGACAGCAAGAGUGAGGAGCAGCUCAGCAGCUCAGUGAGCCUUUGUUAAUUUUCUGCUCUGGGAAGGUUUAAAUUUUGGGGCACAAAUACUUGUGGAAUUCCAGACGUAUCCACAUAAGUUUCCAGAUAAUGAGAUUUCACUCACUGCCCUGUGGUUUGGGAGUUCUACCUUCUUGGGCUCCAGUCCUCAGACAUGGUGGUUAAUGAUAUUCCUCACCAUUAUUGUUUCUUCAUUUCAGGAAAGGAAUAGGAACCCAACUCCUGAGAUGUACCCAAGGAAACCUGAGCCAGAUGUGCCAAAGUCAGAGAGAGCAGGAAAUGUGACUUCCACUGUGAAAUUUAAGAACCAGGACUUUGUUCAGUUGAGAGACCACUGCCUGAAUCAUGGUGUUCUUUUUCAAGAUGAGACAUUCCCUGUAAACCGCAGUUCCAUUGGACACUUGCCCUUUCUAAAGAAGCCAUAUACACUCGAGUGGCGGAGACCAACUGUGAGUAGCUACCAAGUGUUAGCAGACCUUGCAGCUUUCGUAAAUUAGAGUGGAAUAACCAUCUAUAGUUUCUGGAGUUCAAAGGCUUUAUUCAUGCAGGAACUAUUUCCAGGAUGAGCAGAGAUGAAAAGAGAGAAAUAGCAGACAUCUUGUCUCAACAAUAAACAGCAAACAAAAUUUUGCUCAGCUUUUAGAGGUGGCAUUACCUUAGACAGAGAGCUGCAAACAAGUGCUGGCUAGCUUGCUAUACAAACAGUGCCCUCUGGUAGUUCAAAGUAAUGCAUGCCUCAAUUAUGAACUCAAGAGAAGGAAAUAUAUUUGCCUUUCACCAACACCAAGUUUUACAGCAGACUAUCGGCUCCAUGUUCCUAGUAAAGUAGUUAAACUCAAAAUUUAACUGCAAGCUCUGGUGUGAUUAGCCCUUGCCAAGCAUUUUUUUAAAAAGUGGAGUAGAAAAAGAGGAUUGUGUAUAUUGUUUCUACUUCCAGCCAUGACAAGUUCAUUUGAAAGUUAGAACAGUACCUAUGGGCAUACAACAGUAUGCACAUUAGAACGUAAGAGCCAACCGGAUCAGGCCAGUGGUCAGUCUAGUCCAUCAUCGUGUUCUCAUAAGAGCCAACCAGAUGCCUAUGGGAAGUCCAUAAGGAGGCUCUGAAAGCAACAGCGAUCUCUCCUGUGGUUUCCAGUAGCUGAUAUUCAGAAGAACACUGCUUCCAGCAGUAGAAGUAGAACAUAGCCAUAAGGGUUAAUAGUAGCCUUACCUUCCAUGAAUUUGUCUAAUCCUCUACGUUGGUGGCUAUCAUAGAGUUCUGAUCAUGCAGACAGCUCUAUAUUCGUGGACAUGAUAGACCCUGUUCCAAUUUUCAAAUGGAAAUUUGAGGUCAUAUCAUCAUACAUUGAAAGAAUGCUAAAAAGGGGCUUUCAUUAAUUCUGAAUCAGAAAGGGGCAUUUCCUCCUCCUUCUCAGGUUGCCCAGUGUUCCUCAGAGGAGAGAAUAAGAAGGAGGAGAGGGAAGAGGGAAAGAGAGGAAAACCCCUUGCCACCAUGUUUCUGCACCGGUCACAGAAAAUGAGGAGGGGGGAAGGGAAAAAUAAUAAAUACAGUGGAACCUCGGGUUACGUACCGUUCUCCUUACGAACGCUUCGAGUAACGAGUUCCUCUAACCCGGAAGUAGGUGUUCCGGGUAGCAAAACCGGGUAGCAAAACCGGGUAGCAAGCGAAAGUCAUGCGCUGGCAGUGCGGCAGCAGUGGGAGGCCCCAUUAGCAAAAGUGUGCCUCAUGUUAAGAACGGUUUUGGGUUAAGAACGGACCUCCAGAACAAAUUAAGUUUGUAAACAGAAAUACCACUGCACUGCUGAUCUAUGGUCCUUCCUCUGUAUGCAUGUAAAGGCUUUAUCCUCAGACAACAUUGUGAGGUAGGUUACUAUCAAGUUUCAUGGAUGAGUGGGGAUUUGAGCCCUACCCUCAAGAGUCCUAAUCCACUGCUCUAACCACUAUAGAACACUGCUCAGACAUGAAAUACCUUCUCCUUCCUCUCCUUCAUCCAAGUUGUUGACAUCACUGAAAUGUGUACUAGUGAGGGCAGGAUGGGGGUAGAUGUGGAUUUAUUUAUUUUUUAAAAAAGGUGUAAGAGUCAUUUCCCCUUUGUUUUAUAGUGUAUCUAUGAGUGUGGGGUAUGCUUGUUUUUUGAAGUUUAGUAACAGUCAAGGGACUAUGUCACAUUUCAAAGGUUUUGCAUGUAAAUCUAUACAAAUUAGCAAUAUAUUGAAAUUAAUUUUAAUUGCAAGCCCCAAUAAGCAAUUUAAUGAGCCCACUUUUGUGAGACUAACACUUUUGCCCUAUGGCUAUAUCUUUUCUUAGCUGCCCCCCCCCCCAAUUUUGCCAGUCAUUAAUGGUUGGUUUAGCAAACUGACAGUAAAGAAAAAUUGCACCUCAAUCCAAGAUGUCUCUGCUUGUUUUGCAUCUUCUGAGUCAUGCAGUAUCUGGUUAUUUAAGUGACAGAUAACUCCCCCCACCCCCGCUGUCACCAUUCCAGUUCCAAUAUAGCAGCUGAGGAGUGAAGCGGGCUUCAAUUUUAUCUCAGGCAUCAACAAGAGAAUUGCCAAUUACGUUCAGAGUCUGGGAUCUUUAUAGCUGGUGGUAAUGCAUAAAGCAGAGAGAACACAGCUUGAUUUGCAGAUGCCAGGCAGUGCUGACAGCUAGAAACAACUUGUUUUGACUUGUAAAGUGAGCCAAUUUGAUAACGGGAGUCCCUGAAGGGGAACCGGGUUGGAGCACAAAACUCAUCUUUGACGCCCUUCUUGAACCAGACAUCCAUGCCCUCUACCACUUGAUGCAAAUUACUGAAUGCAUUGGUGCUGAAUUUACUGAAAUCCCACUCUUUCUUUUUUAGACCGGCUUUUCUGAGGCUCUCAGAGCAGUCCUAGCCAGGUGAUGAUGAGCAGUUCCACACCUAGUUAACUUCCAUGGCACUCCUUGAGCUUCUGGUCAGUCUUCAUGGCAGGGGUGUGGAACCUGUGGUCCUCCAGAUGUUGUUGGACUACAACUCUCCUGAUCCCACCCUAACCAUUGGCCAUGCUGACUCUGGAUGAUGGGAACUGGAGUCUGACAACAUGUACAGGACUACAGGUUAGCCUCUUCUGCAGUAUGGUUUGGGAAUAUAGGGUUAGGAGAGAUAGGGGUUGCCAUCUUUCUACUGGCUCCUACUCCUGCACUGUUAAAUAACAGCUUGAUCUGCUGAUGUUAGCAGAUGAUAAUACUGAAAUUCAUGCCAUGGAAAGUUUCGCCUCUAUAUCUGUAGAUUAAAUCACAGUUAAAGGUACAGGGGCAGCUUUCAUUCUAAUCAGCCAGAAACUCUGCCUGAAGCUCAUCCAGUCCAUUUGUCUCCCAUUUGUGCCAGAAGAGCUCGCAAGCAAUCUUUUGGUAAUGCCUUUUAGUUAGGUUCUCAAAUCAAAGGAAGCAAGAGCAUAGUCUGUAGGUCUCUAUGGAUCUGGAGUCUAAGGUCUUGCACAUAAGCAUGCACCAUAUACAUUAGGGGGGGUGAACCUGUGGCUCCCCAGAUGUUGUUGGACCUAUAUCCAACAAGCCUGGGAUGAUGCAGCAAUAAACGAACGACGACACCUUCCCUGUCCCUGAUGCACCAUCCUUAACAAUGUAGCAGAGACCCCCAGAUGUCUUAAAAAAACAAAAGAACAGGAACAUGCACCAUACCAGACAAAACAAAGAGAUUUAACAAUCAUGCUCCAGUUGGUUCAGUCAAGUUUGCUGUGCUGCAUAUUGUAGGGAAAGGUUAACAAAAUCACAAGAGAUUUUCUGACAAUCAAACCUAAGGGAGAAGUUUCUUCUUUCUCUGGAUUAUGCCUUAGGAAAGGAAAACCGGCUCCAGUGCAAUGAGUCAUGCCCUUUCCUAAAGGUCUUGCGCUACAGAUGCGAAACUUGUGCAAAUGGUAACUAAUGUUGCUUCUCCUCGGCACACAUCAAUUACUGCCAAAAUCUACAUCUAAUUCAAUCAGUUGACUAGGCAGUGACACUUCUCUUAUUAAGCAGUCACAGGCAGGAAAUGUUGUUUCCAUUUCAUUAAGCUGACUGAAUACAAGCAAACAAAUGGACUUUUUUCCCCAGUAAUACUGAGCGAGGGAGGACUUUAGGGUUCAAAUCUACAGCGACCUCCAUAAAAACACAUCCAGUUUACUUGCCAACACUGACAAGAGGAAAAGCAGCUUCCUGUGGUGUUGAGAAAUAGCAACUUGGGGUGCCAAAGAGCUGUGAAUCACGCAGAGUAGUUAUUAUUAGCCCAGUCUUCAGAUUCCUUGCACAAUGUUCUCAAGUGUAAGCACUGAGAUCCCGGGGUAUGGCCUGAAGGCAUAGGAGGCCACCACCUUGCUUAAAAGUUAUGUCCAAGGCUUGGAUGGGGUGAUCCCCUGGGAGGUUUGUCACCUUGGAGGGAAGAAAGGCAGCAUAGAAAUGUAAUAACAGUAAAAGAAGCUGGAAUGGGCGCAGAGGAGGGUAACCAAGAUGAUCAAGGUUCUGGAAACCAAGGCUGUCACAUGGAAGAUGGAGCACAGAUGUUUUCUGCUGCUCUGGAAGGUAGGACCCAAACCAAUGGAUUCAAGUUACAAGAAAGCAGAUUCCAACUAACCAUUAGGAAGAACCUCUUCUGAUAGUAAGAGGUGUUCAGCAGUGGAAAGAACCUCAGAUGGUGGUUGGCAGGUCCUUCAUUGGAGGUUUUUAAGCAAAAGUUGGACAGCCAUCUGUCAGGGAUUCUUCAGCUGUGAGUCUUGCAUUGCAGAGCAUUGGAUGAGAUGACUCUUUUGUUCCCUUCCAACUCUACAAUUAUAUUAUUAUUAUUAUUUAAUCUAAAGAACAGAAUAGAUUUUGCCCAAAUGGAGUUUUCUGCCCUGUGCUAUUUAUGACACUAGUGCAUAAAUAGAAGAGGUUAGGCUGGUGCAUAUGGCUGUUCUACCUGUGGCAAUUAUUCCCCUUCUAGGAAGGACCAUAGCACAGUGGUAAGGCAUUAAAAUAUUUUUUCCUGAGGGUGAGGGGAUGAAGAUGAGGUUUGUUUGCUUUUUAAAAAAAGCAGAUUGACAUUUGCCAUGGCUGCUGUACAUAAAGAAUUUCCUGCCUUAGAGAACAGGGCUGGAUAACCCCAGAAGUCUCUUUCAGUUCUAAUAAACUGAGUUGUUAAGAGGCAUGCAAAGCACUCCAUUUUCUGAUAUAGUGAAAUGACCUUAAAACAGAACUUGGGCUUUUCUGAUUCUCAGUUGCAUCCUCCUCUUCCUAAAUUGGACUGUACAUGUCGUUGGAGAAAAGAUUAUGGCCAAAAGCAAGCCAGUCACAAAACACCUGGGCUACAGAAUUUCCCUGGAAUAUGCAGGUCACUGACAUCUCUGUAGGGUGUUUGGUCUCAAAUCAGUCUUUGCAGACAAUCAGACCAUGCAUGCAUCUAAAUGUCUUCGAAGCUUUAAAGCCAUAUUUCAACAUCAGCUUGUGUAUACAGUAUGAAAAUGAAAAGAGUGACAAGUUAUCAGUCAAACCUGUGAAGGAGACAGCAAAAUCAAUGUGUGCAAGAAAAAUGCAUUAAGGAGUUGGUUCCCAAAUUUCCUGAUGUGUUUUGAACCUUCCUCAGAGAAAAUGACACAUCUAAAUUAAAAGGAAAAAGAACAAGAUUCUGAUUACAUUCAAUCUCCUACAGGUUACAUCAGAGGAAGAGAACUUUGUAAAAAAAACACAAUACAUUUCUCUCUUGGGUUUACUGGCCACAAAGGAACUGUUGCUCUCCAGAGUUUCAUUCAAAGUGGGUUGGGAAAUUUGGAAGCUGGAUUUUAAUAAAAUUUACUUGCCGCUCAUUGGUCUUGACUUCUUGUUAUUCUGUGCAGCCCUCUUUCUGGCUGCAAUUUGCUAUAUCUAGCAACAGUAGUAAUUACUUUGUUUUCUAAGCUUGGGAUCACUCCCCAUGUUAUGGUUCAUGGCAAAAAAUAGAGGCACAAAACCACAGGUGGACUUGCAUUUUCACUUUCUCAUGUGAAUUCUAAUAUGCAAUAGCAGAAUGUGAACUUAGGGAUGGGGGAGGAUGAGACUUUGUCUGCAUUUUAGUGAUGAAACAACCUGACUUGCACUUCUCAGGCCAGUGCAAAAUUAUCCUUUGAAAUCCACACUUUUCUGCAUUUUAUUACACAAUUAUUCAACUGAGUGUAGAAAAAUCUGUAAGAAAGUGUGCAUAAAAUGUGUAUAACCAGCUCUAUCUUUCUAGAAAAGGAGGUGCUGGAACUCACCAUGAACACCUCCCUCAUUCUCUUAAAAUGGCAAUGGAGCCCACCUGAGGGGUGAAGGAACUGACUUCCAGCGAGUUCUGGAUGGGAAAAAGCAGUGCAUAACAUACAAAAAAGCAUCAUUAGGGAAAGUCAUUAGUAAAAACAUGUAUAUUCAUCAAAACUGAAUCCAAAGUGCAUAUCGGAAAAAUCUCCAGUAAAACGCUAUCAAAUUUUCUUUAAUAUAAUAAUCAAGAAAAUUUGAUGCCAUUAUUUUUAAAAAUGCAAAAUUCUGCAGAAAUGUGGAGAACUGAAUUUAAGACUGGAAAAAUGAGAAACCAAGAGAAACUGAAAUGGACAGAUUCAUUCAUCUCUGUGCUCACUUUCCACAGGAGCAAUGGGUGAGCUCUUCCUCAAUAUGCGAUGGUAUAUUUUUAUAGAAGGGAAGUGCACAUGCUCCCCUUGAGCACAUUAUGGUGAAAAGUGGAAGCAUUUGUCCACAUGUAUAUUGGCUUUGAUCCUAAGUUAGCCACCCGGGAACAGAUAUUUGCAAACAGAGUGAAAAUGUUUAGUAUUUUUCAUUUGAGCAAAUCAAGUUCAGGCCAUGCAUAGGAGCUGCCACAUUCCUACUGAAGGCUGCAGAUCUAAAUGCACCUACUCGAAACUAAGGCUGCAAUUCUAAUUCCAUUUACAUGGGAGCCAGUUCAAUUGCAUUCAGCUGAAGUUAUAGGGGAGCAGACAUACAGAAAAACAUGAGUACAAGGAAGGAGGUGUCAAGUAAAGUUCAUCCAACAGUAUAAAGAAAUGAACGUAAUUAGCAGCUGUUCAUCAGCAUUCUAUUAAGUAACAGAAAUGUGUGUUAUUCUCUUUUAAAGGAGAUCCUCUCAUACCAGAGCCCUCUUUUGAUUGUGGAUUCUGUGAGCAGAUUUGAUAUUCUUCAAGGGCCUAUAGGUAAGAUCCAAAUUCUAUGCUGGCACUUGGGAGUUUGCAGGCCUGCAAACCAAGAGUGCACCUGUUACUAUAGCCUAACAACAUCUACUUAUUUUAUUGCAAUGCUAUAGAAAGCAUUGUUUUCUGCAUUAAUUGUUUAAGGGGCUAUUUGAGUCUUGAGAUAGCCUGUUUCUACCUUAUCUGUGGGCAAAACCAUUUCUCUUAUUUUUUUCAUGGAAAUGAGACAUUCUCCAACAGUUCAUUGCGGGGUGCCAAAGCAUAAGCCCCCCCUCACCUGUUUUCAUUUGUUUGUUUGUUUGUUGUCUCUGAGGCUGUUUUGUUUGUUUUGCAUCCUGCGCAUGAUGCAGACCUUAUAUAGCUGUGGGGCAUUGUGGGAGAAAAAUGGCAGCCAACACCACCACCAAAACAAUGGUAGAGACUUCGGAGAAAAUACUGUAAAGUGACCUUUUUCCAGGGACAGGGAUGAGAAAAAGAAAAAUAUCUGAAAUGGUCUCAGAGAAAUAAAAAGCCUGCUGAGAAAUUUCAGCUCAGCUCUAAUUAUAACAGGCUUGUGAAGAGCAGAGGUUGAGAGGAGAGAAGUAAGUUGGGAUGAGGGAACAGAUAAAGUUAAUGCAGUUGCCUUAAGAGAAAACAGGUGAGCCAGCGCCCUGCAAAGUGAUGCUGACUGAGUCAGUGCAGAGACCGAAAGUAAGGGGUCAUUUGGUCACUGUGAUGGAAGAGAAAAUUAUUGCAACAGAUGCAGGAGAGAAACUAGUGAGCAGAAAAUGGAGAAAGUCUACAUGAGAGAUGACCUGGAUAUGCAAAAGGUUUUUCGCAGCCGAUUCCGAAAAGAAAAGGUAAAUUUUGUACAGGCUGCAAAUGAAGGAGUGAGUGGAAUGAUUUAACAGCAGCCUGGAUGUGGGAAGAAAAUGAAAAAGAGUAGCCAAAGAUGGCCCCACAGUUGUGCUCGGUGAAGGUAGGGGAGAUAAUAGGAUUUUUCAACAGUGACAGAAAAGUGUGGCAGAGAGGGAAGGUCUGGAUAAGAAGACAGAGAGUUCAGUUUGACACAUUGCUGAGAUGCUCAGGCGGAAAUGUCAGCGAGGGAGCUAGUGAUUAAAAAAGAUUGUCCAGAAGGGAAUGAAAAAUAAACCUGUGAAUCAUCAGGUGGUGAUCUGCAGCCUGUCUGUGCUGGUUCCCUUACUUUACAUGUAUGGGAGAGUGAUGUCUGGCCCUUUUGUGCAUAGGAAGAGAUGGGGAUGUGCUUCUUUUCCCUUCACUAUAUGUUUAAUCAGUUUUAAAUCCUAUUUAAACAUGCAGGCUGCAGGCUGCAAACCUGGGUUGUUUGAAAUCAAGCCACGCAGGGAAAAACACAGGCAGGGGCUUAGGAAGGGGAGUGUGGGAUGUGUGGUCUGCCCCGGGUAUCAUCCUUGAGGGGGUAACCAAAUGGCACACCGCAGGGGGAGGGGCGGCACUUACUGCGGGGCCUGGCCUGCAGCGCGUCCGAGCCACACAUUUCUCCUGGGAGUGAUGUGGUGGCUCAAGGCCCUGCGCUGCCCGAAAUGGCAGUGUGGGGAUUGCGUCCGCCAGGCGGACUGCACAGGCAGCUGGGUGUGGCACCCCCCUGGGCGGAUCGCCACGCUGGCCCCAUGCACGGAUCGCCCCACCCCCGUGGGCAGCUUGCCCCACUCCCACCACUCCCAGUGCCGGGCCAGUUAGCUAUGCCCCUGGACACAGGAGUUUUUAGGCACUGCCAAUUGGUUGAUCAAACCCUUCUUUUUGGCAAGGAACCGUGUCCUUACCUGCCCCAUGGUGGACUUCAUCUAUGACAACAGGCAUAGGGCAGGAGGACACGGCUUGGGGAAAACAGCCUCAUGGGCUAAAUUAGGAUACCUUCUGGGCCUAAUUAGACCUGAACAGAACUCCUGUGAAUAACAUUUGAGGGAAAUGUUUCUCCUUUAACAAAUAUAGACAACCAUUGCAAGUUGUACAAUUUAUGUUCUGAACCAAGUAAUUAUGAACUUUGGAAAAAUCAAUGCCUGCUAGGAGAGGGUGUAGUAGAUUGAUUGUGGAAUUAAUUACAACCUCCGUCUUAUCUUUUCCAAGGUGAUUGUUGGGUUCUAGCAGCUCUUGGUUCUUUGACCUUACAACCACGGUUCCUGGAAAACGUGAUUCCAAGAGACCAAGGAUUCCGACACAAUUAUGCAGGGAUUUUUCAUUUUCGGGUAUGUAAAAGAGUAUGUUGGCGUUGUGUCAUUUUGUUUUCAGAUGAAACUCCAGAACCUAUAGCUGCUUGCGGUUAAAAGUAGUGUUUUAUUUCAUGCUUGCCACAGUCAGUAAUCAAAAUGUAGGUUUAAGAGCAAAAACAUAGCAUAUAGAGAGAAUACAGAACAUCUUAAUUAAAUUAUGUAAAAGUUAAAUAUACAUAAAAUAAUUAAUUAAAAGGUCCCUCCAGGGAAAUGAAAAUUCUAACAAUUUUAAGUCAUUUGGCCCUCUUUACAGUCAACACAACUAUGGACUAGAUCUAGCUACUGUAAGUAAUAGUGUCGCUCUGGAUAGGGCAGAGCUAUGGAUGUUUGAUUCAUCUGGAUAACCUACCCUAACUAUUGUAUACAUUUUGCCUUAAUAUAUGGCUUUGCCAUACUGUAUACUGAUUUUUUUUUUUACCACUCCCACUCUCCAUCAACUAAUGAGGAAAAAGUUGCAGUAGAAAAUUAUCAGAGAAAGAGCAACAACAAUGAAGUUCUGAUAGGCUUGCUGCAGAAUUUUAACUGAGCCUUCCCCACUUUCAAGAUGGCUGAGCAUUUUAGUGAAUGCCCUUUUCUUUCAUUCAGCAAGACCUCUCCAAUGGUCAGCAUUCAACAGCCUUCCCAGAUGAACUGCAUGUAAUCUUUUGGUGGGCUUUCCAGUAAGAACAGGAAAACAGGGAGUCUGCCUGCCUUGUGCCUCACAGCUAUUUGUUUUUCCUGCAUUUCUUUAAUGUGAAAUCUUGUUACUUUUAUUACAAUCAGUGUGGAAAGGUGUUUUUUUAGGUGCAAAAGGAGUUCCUUCAAAAACAAAAUCAGUGAGUGCGGCAAUCUCAGGCAGUUGGUAUCUAGCACCCUGUGCUAGGUAGAGCAAGACAUCAUGAUGUUAUGGUGGUCUUUUCAGAUCAGGAAGACCAAACAGCCAGGGAGGCUGCAGAGCAGUUGAGAAAUGUUUGAUGCAGGUGUGAGAACCUUUAGCCCUCCAGAUGUUGCUGAACUACAGCUCCCAUCAGCCACAGUCAGCAUGACCAAUAGCCAGGGAUGAUGUGAAUUGUAAUUCAGCAUCCUUUGGAGGGCCAAAGUUCCUCACACCUGGUUUAAUGUAAAUUAAAAGGCACACACAUGCACCAUCUUUGACUACCUCACAAUGAUAAGGUGCAUUCCAUCUUGAACUCACCAAAAUAAUUAUUAAAUUCUAAAACACCCUGUGAAUGAGGCAGAACCACAACAACUUUUUUAUUUGUACCCUGCCCAUCUGACUGGGUUGCCCCAGCCACUCUGGGCAGCUUCCAACAUAUAGUAAGUAGCCUCUCUUGGGAAGAAAUAAAAACUUUUGAGAAACCAGAGGUUUCAGCACAACACAACUUUGAAUUACUCUCUCCAAUAAAGGUUUAAAAUAGACUCUGGAAUUACUUCAUGAAAAGCUUGUACGCAUUAUUUAAGAGCAUUCCAGUCUUCUUAUUAAGAAGCAGAAUUUAUUAUGGUAUUUGAAAAUAUUUCCCACUAUCCUCUUAUCAGGAACUCAGUACACCUGCAUCUACUUUUCUUCUGACAAGAAGAUCAAGCUAAACCAAACAAAGACCAACCCAAACAUUCCUACCCCUGAAUCAAACAUCUUUGUCCAUAAUGUUCUUAUAUUAUCUCUUCAAAGUUGCUGCUAGCGCAGCACAGCUUGAUAAUUAGUUUUUAUGCAACUUGGUAAAGAAUGCACCAUUUCCUCCCACAAAGAGAUAAAAAAGCCUAUUUUCUAUUUCAGUCAUAGUGCCUGCCAUUUCUAUAUUACUUCAAAGGACUUUGAGAAAUUGGAAAGCACUGAUUUAACAUCCCCAUCCACAGAGAUUAGUCAUAAAGCACCUGAUGUAUUUUCAUGCGUAUGUUCGGCGGGUGGCGGUGAGGUGCAGACGGGGUCGCAUUGCUCACCUGGGUUCCCAACCCUAAGUGUAGAUGCAAGUUACUGAGAGGGAAAGAGGUAAGAUGCAGGGAACUCAACGUGGGGGAGACAUGGCAGCAAAAUCAAUGAAACGCCCCUGCUGUGCUAGCCCUUCUCACCUGGGGAUGGGCGGGGGAACAGAUCUGGCUCACCAGACCAAAGAAUUCCCCCAGCCCUGCCUUAGGGGCAAAGCCAUUGCUUAGCUUGGUUUCAUUGUUCUUGCUUGCAGUUCAUUAUGCCCGGCCAGGAGCUGAAAGAAGCCUAGCCUAUCAAAUUCUCAACCCCUCUUCCUCUGGGGUUUUGUGGAAUUGUAGCAAUUUUAUUGGUUCACCCUUUUUUCUAGAUCACAUGGCGUGCUUUUGAAAAAACAACAAAGAAUGGUACUGACAAGUUUUGCAAUUAACAAAUUAAACAAAAUUGUGUAGCUCAAGGGAUCCUAACAGCUCCACAGCAUGGUUUUCCUUUCCUUUGUGCGAAACAGGAGAGCUUGAAUUAAUCACCAAAUAAAAGGGGGAUUUCUGUUUUAUUGUGAACUUUACUCUUGAUCCUUGGAAAUCUUCCAAUAUCCAGAUAAAAUGGCUGCAAUCUCUUGAAAGACGCCUUCUUGUUUGCACUUUAGCCCCACUGCUUUCUGCGGUGUUUGAACAAAGGUGCAUUGCCGUUUCAACCUUAAACCUUCAUAGUCAAUAGGCCAGCCGCCUCGUGCUACUAGCUGUUUGGCAUGAGCUUUUGACUGAUGAAAAAAGCCCUCCAGCAUCAAAGAGCUUGGAAAGAUGGUACUCCGAGUGUCUCCAUGCAUUUGUUCUCUGCCAAUCAGCAACAAUGAUUAAAGGUAGAACAAAUUGGAUUGUUUUUCCUGGCUUGAAGCUGUGCUUUCACUUUGAUGGUUCAGAUAAAUGCAAGUUGCAUCCAAAACCUUUCUCGCUCUUGUUAUGCAAAAUUUAAACUUGGCUACCUUGAUCACCGUUUCAAGCUAAAAAAUAAUUUGGGAGGUAUAGAAGGUUGGAGAGACAUCAAAUGCUGCCUUUUGUUUCAAACUUCAGCCACCCUUUUUUGGUAGAUGUUUCUUGAGCAUAUUAAAUCAAAAGAGCAUACAGGCAAGAAUAGAAUUCUUACUAUUCAAUAGGAUUUCCCACUCUGCAUUUAAAUCAGAUACCCUAGGUUGGUGGUGGCAGUAUGUCAGGCUUGGGCAGUGGGCAUCCCUUAGAUCAGGGGCCCUUGGCCAGUGGCACCAGCCAUAACUAUAUUCUUGCAAGCCACCCCAAUCACCAAUGGUGUGAGAUUCCAGGAGUUCCAGGCAUGUGCCCAGAAUCUGGCUUGCUUUGAAUGAGGAACACAACCAGGACUGUGGUGCCUUUAUGAAAUAUGGUUUAUUUACACGUAUAUGCAACCUCAGCCUAAGAUGGAGGGGCUCACAGCAUAAAUGCCCCCCAAAAUUCUUGCUUCUCCCAUAGUCACAGCCUUGAAUUCAAUCCGAAAUCAAGCAUAGCUCUCUCUCAGUUCCUGCCUGCAGCCUCUAGCCUAGCUCUCUCUCACACACACUGGCUAUUGUAUUUCUCACUACCCACCCAGUGAGGGAGAGAGCCUGCCCAUUUGACCUCUGGCAUGGAGCAACUUCUUUGUUAUACUAAAGACCAUACUUAAAGGAAAAGGUAAAGGGACUCCUGACCAUUAGGUCCAGUCGUGACCGACUCUGGGGUUGCGGCGCCCAUCUCACUUUAUUGGCCGAGGGAGCCAGCAUACAGCUUCCGGGUCAUGUGGCCAGCAUGACUAAGCCGCAUCUGGCAAACCAGAGCAGUGCACAGAAACACUGUUUACCUUCCCGCCGGAGCGGUACCUAUUUAUCUACUGCCACUUUGACGUGCUUUCAAACUGCUAGGUUGGCAGGAGCAGGGACCGAGAAACGGGAGCUCACCCCGUUGUGGGGAUUCGAACCGCCGACCUUCUGAUCGGCAUGUCCUAGGCUCUGUGGUUUAACCCACAGCGCCACCCACAUCCCUUAAAGACCAUACUUAGGUGGCAACUAUUGCCCUUAACUCACCAAGAAGCUUGCCUGGCUGGUUCAACAAUAGAAUCUCCAUUAGAUUGUAACCCUUGCUGGCUCCAGGACCCCAGGAAUUCAAAGGGAGCUUCCUUCUGCUGAGUCCAAUCUUUGAACUAUCUAGCUUGAUGUUUUUCACAUUGUCUAGAAGCUCUCCAUGGUUUCAGAUGGGUCUUAUCCAGAUCUCUGGGACGCAGGUGGCGCUGUGGUCUAAACCACUGAGCUUCUUGGGCUUGCCGAUUGGAAGGUCAGCGGUUCAAAUUCCCGUGGUGGAGUGAGCUCCUGUUGCUCUGUUCCAGCUCCUGCCAACCUAGCAGUUUGAAAGCACACCAGUGCAAGCAGAUAAACAGCAUUUCUAUGUGCUCUGGCUUCCGUCGUGCUGUUCCAUUGUGCCAGAGGUGGUUUAGUCAUGCUGGCCACAUCACUCGGAAAGCUGUCUGCAGACAAACACCUGCUCCCUCGACCUGAAAGUGAGAUGAGUGUCGCAACCCUAUAGUUUCCUUUGACUGGACCUAACCAUCCAGGGGUCCUUUACCUAUCCAGAUCUACCUGGAGAAACUGGACACUGAACCCGGGACCGUUUGUCUUCAUGUACUACCUACACGUACUACCACUGAGCUAUGGCCACUUUCUCCAAAAUUACAUUUUAACAGGGAGCAGAGGAAAGGGAAAAGAAGAUAAUGCUACAAAACACUGUGUAUAAGGAGUGGAAAUUAUUACUCAGCAUCAACAUGAAUCACAGAUGUGGAUUCAAAACCAAAGCAACUCCAAUGAUCUACCCUGGGAAGCUUACAAUCCCGUUUUUGUUUGUACUUCGGAAACAGCCUGGUACUAGAGCCAUGAUUUUAGGAUGGCUGGGAUAUUGUGGCAAAUAUUCACAAAACUGCAUUUUAUUCAGAUGAUCUCUGCUUAGGAACAUGCUGUUAAGCAAAGAAGGAAUGAAGCAUCUGACAGGAUUGCCCCAGUAUUCCUCAUUUCCCUUUCAUGUUGAAACAUGGCCAUGUUCUGUUCACCCUUGUUCCUUUCCUAGGCCCCAGCCUUGGAAGUUAUAGCCACAACUGUGACAAAUUUAUCCCAGACACAUCAAUUUAUAUCUUGAUGCUGCAACUAUGGAGAUUUUGUCCCAUGCUGUUAGCAAAGGCAUGACACACUACAUUAACCUGCUAAUGAUUGCAAAAAUGGAUCUUUUGGUUUGUCCCCAGCGAACUCUAUCUUUGCUUUCUUUCUUGAAACACUUCAGCAAAUUCAUUCACAUGAAUUUGCUAGAAGAGCACCUGUACCAUCCAGCUGCUUAAGUGGCCAGCAGACUCCUUUCCAGCCGUUCAACAGACAGAGGAUAGCUUACUAUGGCAAUCUUAUUUUACAGUAGAUAUCAAUAUUUGAUGGGCUUUUGUUCUCUUUUUUCUUAUUAAAAAAACUGAACAGGAAUAUUGUUUACCCCCCCCCCCCCAAUAAUUUCAGAAAAGCAAAGGAAAUCGGAAAGCAAAUUAUAUGUAAUCAGUAGUUAAUUGCAAUGGAAGAUCAACAGAGAACUGGGUGACAAUUGACCUUAUUGUGUGAAAAUAAUUUGUUUCCAGCCUUCUCUGAGAACUUGUGUAUUAUUGCAACAUUACAGCUAAGUAAAUCAUACCUGUGGGUUCAGAUGCACAACAUCCCUAUGAUGUCAGGGACUGUUCUGAGGAGGAGUGCACUGAAGAAGAAUGGUAGGAGCCACUCCCUCCCCCUGACCUUGAAUCUUCCCAGGAGGAGGAGGAGGACAGUAUAGAUUUAGAACAGUGGUUUGCAGAGGGGCAUAGUUCAGAAGGCAGAAGCUAGGAAAUACUGGGUGGGGAACAGCUAGCAGAAGAAACACUGGAAGAGAGAGAUUGAAACAGAUUCACAGUCUCUGGGCAGCAUUCCCCUCCACUUUCUUUUGUUUCUCGCUGUGUUUAUUAAAGAAACUAACUGGUAAGACUUUCAUUUGAUCUGCUUAUUUACUGACACGACACGGGGGAGGAAGCCAAUUUCCCGAAGCCUGACAUACGAGGUGGCUUAGACUAAGAGAGGCUGCUUCCCCUUUCUCCCGCAGCCUGUAGGAAUUACUCCUGUUAUGAGACAGUUGAGGGAAGGUGGAACCUGAUGGAAGAGGUCUUGCAGCAGAGCAGAUGGGGCAACCUUACUCCUUUCUGUCUCUAAGGAAGCAUGGUUUUGCAAAACCAGUAAAAAAGGGGAUACUUCCAUUUUGUUUUCUUUCUAUUAGUGUUUUAUUCUUCCAAACAGAUGUCAUAAUUCUGAAUCUAUUUGAGUAAAGAAAUCUGGCAAUUUCAAAUACCUUGCCUCCUGCCACCUAGUUGGCAGAGGGACAGUCCCCUUAAGCUCAUUUUUUCUUUUAAUUUUCAUUGCUUCUUACAAAUCAAUGAAAUGCUCCACAAAAAUAGUAAUUUAAAUUGCAAUUAGAAGAGCUUAUUGACAGGUGGGGAAAAAACCCAGUUUAAAGAAUGAAAAUGGUAUGGCACUUUCAAAGCUUCACAAGCUCAAACAAGCAUUCCAGUAUUGAAAAUAACAUCACAAUUUGUCAACUGCUUCUCUGUCCAUAGGAGGCUGAGAAACAGACUUUCUGAGCUGGUUGUGGUUCGUAUGGAGGCUGAACUGGAUCCAAAGAAGCAGCUAUAACACACCAUUUGAGGCAAAUGGCACAUGGGGCAUAAAGGACCCUAUGGAGGAAGGUUGCAAUUCAGUGGCAGAACGGAUGCUUUGCAUAGGAAAUGUCCCAUGUUCAAGUCCUGCAAUCUUCAGGUAGGGCUGAGAAAGAGCCCUGUCUGAAGAAGAGUGUGACUGUGAAGAGUCAUUGCCAAGAGAUGGAGAACCUGUGACUCUCCAGAUGUUGGCCAUGCUGAUUGUGUUUGAUGGGUGCUAGAGUUCAAUAACAUCUCGAGCACCAAAUGUUUCCCAUCCAUAGACCAGGAGCAGCCAACAAUGUGGCCUCCAAAUAUGGAUUACAACUCCCGAGCCACCAUAGCCAAUGGUAGGUGAAGUGUAGGUGGGUUCCCACAAGGCAAGACACAGUGAUGACAGCAAGAACCUUUACUGAACUAAGAGAACUGGACAGCAGGGUCAAAACAACUGCUUAUAUACAUUUCUGAAGGCCUGGGCCACUUCCACUCCCAAUGCGAUUGGCUGUCUAAACUUCCAAGCUGCGAAUCAUGACUCAGAGUUUAAGGGCCAAUGGCAGAGGCCGAAAUCCUGAAAUGUUCUGUGAUUGGAUAUCAUGUAUCGAAUCAGAACACAGUGGCUCAGAAUCCUUAGUCCAGACUCAAGCUCAGGCAAACACAGACCACUCAAUACAUAACACCAGGGGUGAUGGAGGUGCUAGUCCACAGGAUCAGGAGAAUACCAGGUUGACUACCUCUGAGGUAGACAAUAUUGAGUGGGAAGGACCAAUUGUCUAGUAGAACACAGUUUACUGUGUACUCAUUGGAUUGGCAUUUAGAGUUUUCAGUCAGAAAGCUUUCCUGUGCUGGGAAAGUGCUAGCUGUGGACAACCCACGCAUGCUAUAAGGGUAGCUUAACUGUACGGCACUUUCUCUUUUCUAGGAUAAUAAAAUUAAAUAAAAAACUUGUUUCUUAUACCCUGCGCACCUGACGGGCUGCCCCAGCCACUCUGGGAGGCUUCCAACAAAAAUACAAAUCAAACAAACAAAAUCAAACAUUAAACAUAUGGGGAACCAUUGGCCCUCCAGAUGUUGCUGAACUACAACUCCCAUCAGCCUCAGCAAGCAUAGUGAAUGGCCAGGGAUGAUGAGAGUUGUAGUCCAGCAACAUCUGGGGGACCAAAGGUUCCCCACACCUGGCCUAGAAGGAAUUCAUCUUCUUCAUAAAAGAAGCUUAUCCUUCUUCUAUUUUUGUUUUUGUUUUGUUCCCCAAGUUCUGGUACCUUGGAGACUGGCUGGAUGUGGUGAUAGAUGACCGGCUGCCUUUUCUCAAUGGAGAAUACUUAUCCGUUCAUCCCCGGAGCAGAAAUGAAUUCUGGCCGCCACUGCUUGAAAAAGCCUAUGCCAAGUAAAUACUCAUAGAACCUUUCUCUCUUUCAUGCUCUGUUUAAUGAUUGUGACCUCCCAGCGAUGGAUGCUUUAGGUAAAAGGAACCUGUGCCAAGCUGCCAUGCUUGAGGAGGAUCACAGACAACUAUUCUGUGGUUCGUAUAAGUAACAAACACUCGCAAAGUAUAUCUGCAGUGGCAGAAGCUGUAGUCAAAUGUUAGCUCCACAUGUUGUUGGUGUAGUUUAGUGGUUUACAUGUAUAUUGAGUUCAAUGGGGUUUAAUCUCAGGUUAUGUGAGCGUAGGACUAUAGCCUUAGUUACUGGAAUGGGGAUGGAAAACCUUGCUUCUGGUUAGAUAACCACCUAAUCCCUAUCUUGAAAUCUAUGCCUGUAUUCCUUCUCCAUCUUCUAUCUUUGCCAACUCUGGUGCUCUCCAGAGGUUUUGGAUUACAACUCCAAUUAGCCCAUCCCUGCAAAACAACAAAGCAGGGAGUGUGGCAGCAGCACAAAAGGUCAGGUAAUGAGCUGGUCUUAAAGUGCUGAUUUUGAGAGACCGAAGCAUUCUUUAGAAAGAGUUGACUCAGGUACCACUUUGCUGAGCAGCGUUUUCAUUCCAGAUCGCUAUUUCAUUAAGAUGGCAAGAGAUGCUGUUUAUGAGAUUUUCAGCAACAAGGUUUUCCCCUGUGUAUACUGUAAAUUCCUUUCUUGUCAGUUUAGGUUGAGAACAUUAUUUUAAAAUACAAUUAGCCAUGGAUUUCAUUUUCUGAGUCUCUGUGUUACUCAGAUAGUGUGCUUACUGUGAGUUUUAAUGCCAUGUACUCCUGUUAUCUACAGUCACUUCCGAUUUGUCUUUUUCCUUUCCUUUCCUUUUUCUUUCUUUUGUUCUUUUGUUCUUUUUUUGCGUUCGCAAUCAAAAGCCCAAGAUAAGGCAACAAGGCUUGAAAGAUGCCUUCUGGUAGCCAGUCUUGUUACUAUCUGAUGAACGCUCAAUGACCUGAACAACAACAACAGCGAAAAGGAAUCUGAGAUUAGUGCUCAUGUUGUACAUAUAUCUGCCGUGCUUAAUUCCAAACGUUGCUUGUAUGCUUUCUCAUCUCUAUCAGAUCUCUUUGCAAGAGUGGCAAAUUGUUUUCGAAGUUAGAAGAUUGCAAAUAUGCCACCAGGGUGGUUGCUUCAGAAUGUGGCAUGCAAUGGGGAGUUUGUGUGCAAAAUUUCAGCACUGUACAAAGCCUGCCUAGGGAUGACUUCAAGAUUAAACUGCAGAACAAAACACGAAAGUAUCCCCAAACACAGUGUAUCUUAGGACCAUUUUUAUGAUGCUUUCUUUAACUUUCUUCAUGCUUCAUGAAAUAGUGUUAUAUAACCAUAGGAUCAGGUACCCAUUUUUCAGAAUCGUUAUUUUAUAACAGUUAGAAAUAAAGAGAUCAGUUUUUUAUAGUUAUCACAGAUUAUCUGUGUCACUUUUCUAUGUGUCCAUUCAUAAAUCCGCCCCACCCCAGUUUCUACAUUUAUCUGCUUUUUAAAAAUUCUCAUUUAAAUGCACGUUUUAACAUACUUUCUCAUAAAAUAUACAUCUGUAAAUGUAUAUUCUCUUAUGCAUAUUUUAGCUCAAAAUAUGCAUUUUGAUGCUAAAGCAUAGCAAAAAUCAAUUAAGUGUGAGAUCUGAAGACUAUCUAUGUUCUGAUUUGUACAUUUGUCUGGGCGGUAUAGAUCAGGCCAACUAGUAUCCUAAUUCACAAAGAAAGGAUAAUUUUGUUUAGUUUGCAUUUUUAAUAAGAGAACCAACCAAAUUCGCAAAUCUAGACAAAAUCACAGAUUAGAAUAUAAUUUCCCUUUGAAUUCCACUCAGUCUUGCAGUUCUUGACUCAAAAAAGAAACAGUACAAUUUCUAAUGGAUUUCAUCUUAAACUGUUUCAAUACCAUUUAAAUAUGGAUUUUCAUGCAUGUUUAAAUGCUGUAAUCACAAAGUAAUAUGGAAUGAGAAUGGAAGGGAUUUAUAAAUGAACAAAUAGGAAAUUGACAGGGACCAGUAAUGGACUGGUGUGUCAGUUCCUAUCCUGAUUUACACAUAGUCCAAUGCAGGAAUAGGGAACCUCACGCCUGGAGGCCAAAUGCAGCCCUCCAGGUCUCUCUCCGUUUGGCCCUCAGGACUUUCCCCAGGCCACACCCCUCAUUGGUUUACUGCACUUCAGGGGGUUGGACUAGAUGACCCUUGGUUCCCCUUCCAACUCUACAAUUCUAUGGUCUUGCUUUGCACCUUGAGUGUUUUUGCCAGGCUGAAAUCAAGACUAGAACUCUGAUAAUGUAAAAACAAAUGUCAGAUUCAAGCACUGGUUCUAAAUUCGAGAUUUCCAUGGGAGCCAGCUCAUAGGGCCAAUAUUGCCUCUGUACAGAAUAGUUUGAGCCAUUCUUAAUUGCUCACAUACCCAUGAUCCCAUUGAGAAUGUAAUAUAUGUCCUGGUGUGGCCACAGAUUUACAGUCUGUCAUGGAAUUCUACUCAAUAUUGAUCCAGAGCAGAACUUAGAUGUAUCGUUAGCAGACUAAAAACUUAAACACGUUGCAGGAUUUCCCCAAAAUAGACCAGAGGCGAUUAUAUUUUAUCCAGCAGAGCUUUACUGCUACUGAAGGCAAAUGAGCCUAAUGGUCAGAAAUCAAAUACAUUCAGGAUUGGCACUGUCCAUAAGAAAUCCAGUUGCAGCAGACUUCACUUAAACUUACAAUAACUUAUAAUAAGUCUAAACCUUAACACUAAGCAUACUAUGUACAGAACACCACACAAGAAGGAAGAGAGAUAGAAAGUGAAAGUGAAACCCAGGAUCCUUCUGGCCUUAUUUUGACAGUCAGCAUGACCUUGACAGAAGAGAUAAGAAAACCAAUUCAAGCCAGCUGUACUCAGCUUCUCUGAAGGUAUAACCCAAACAUCAUGAACCUUCUGCUUGUUUCUUUCACACACAGAAGCUUCCAGAACCCUCUUGAAUUUAGUACAAUAGGAAAGAUCAAUGCUUUAUGUACUAAGAAAUGCAAAGUGACACACCCAUGGUGAUCUGGUAGCUGAAGUGUUUCCGCAGCUGUGGGAUGUGGUGUUGUGUGAGGGAAUCCCUCUCCCAUUCUGCCCCUUCUUCCUUUCCACCAGCUGCAGGCAACCUGCUCCCUUUGGCAGCUUCAUAUUCCCUUUGCCAACCAGGUUUUCUAAUACGCCUGCAUUAAAUUGGCAAUUUAAGGAUACAUAUUGCUUUGAACCAGAAAUCUUCAUCACAAAACAGUUAUCUGUCAUUCCUGUUUUCCUAUAAAAAAAUUGAAAAUGUCAAAAUCGUCCUUUUCCCAUUUGCAGUUUUUAGAGUACAACUCAUUUCCUGAUGGGGAAUAUUUUUUCCAGCCGGUUUCAAACAGCCCCACUCACUAACCUUGCUGAUGUACUUAUUCACAUGCUACAAAAAAUGUUUUUUUUUGGGGGGGGGGAGCCAUCGCCGUAUACUCCCUUCCCUCAUGCCUUUGUGCCUUUAGAUCACAUGCUGUGAAAUGUCCCUGUAAAAAAUGUAUCUUCUCCUUGCCUCAUCUUCUCUAUCCAUCAAACCUAAUCUUUCUUUUAUGACCUUACAAAUAAAUAAAAUGAAAUAACCUUCUUUCCUUCCCAGCUGUCCAGGCCUGGCACCAGCACCCAGCAUGAUUGAAAAGAAUGGGUCCCGGGGGGGUUUGUAGUACUGCCAAUUUUCUUUUCACUUAAAAACUUAAAAAAACAAAGAACUAGUGCAGUGAACCUGAGACUGCAACAUCAGAUCCUCCAAGUGCCCUUAUCUUGCAGGGACGUUCCUGAUUUAGAGAAGCCAUCCCAGUUUCUGAUUUGAUCCCAGAAUGUCCCACUUGUCCUUAGUUCAUCCCUAUUUUCAUUGGGGAAAUGUUGGAGGGUAUGCAGUUAUCCGAUCCCAUAGCCGUCUGAAGGCAAUCCUGUAUAGGAAAGGUCUUUUUUCAUGUUUAAUGUUUUAUUAUGUUUUUAUAUAUGUUGGAAGCUGCCCAGAGUGGCUGGAGCAACCCAGUAAGAUGUGUGGGGUAUAAAUAGUAAAAUUAUCAUUAUGGAAUGGGACGUCCCUAUUUUCAUUGGCGAAAUGUUGGAGGGUAUGCAACCGCUCACCUUCUUUUCCCCAUCAGAAUGCCUCUGGGCCCCAAUACAUGGGCAUUCCGACCAGUCUUGACCAUUUCCUCACCUCACUGUGCACCCAAUGUUAAAAAACAUUGGCAAGCUUAAAAGGGAGGCAUGCUGGUCUUAGAGGACACCUUUCACAGGACCUUCUUAAACCUGGUACUGGCCUAACCUCAAAGUCUUCUCUCUUCUUCCAGAUUGCACGGUUCCUAUCAGAAGUUGCACAUGGGCUACAUUUCUGAGGCUUUAGUGGACUUCACAGGCGGGGUCCAGAUAUCUUUGAACCUUCCUCGCCCUUCCUCUUACCUGUAUGAGGUAGUGAAGGCCGCUGCCAAGUCAGGUUGCCUCAUGGGAUGCGUCACUCCUCCAGUGGUAAGCUAGAAGUUGUUUUACCCCCCUCUAGGAACUGGAAUAUAAGAAGAUGCAGCGAGAAUCGGUCUCGUUCACCUGUUCCCCUCAAAAUUGCAUGCAGAAUCCCUUUGCUUUGUUGGUUUAUGGCCAGACUUGUAAUGCUUUCCCCUCAAGCAAAGUGUCAUACAGCCAUGCUAAGUAAACCUGGCAGCCAGGUAGUGUGUGCCACUCAAUUUUCACCCCCAUUUCUAUGGUUCUGGAGGAGGGACGGGGACACAGACUCACGGGCCUUCUCUGUUUAAAUGCUCAGUGUCAUGGGCUGCAACAGUUCUGACAAGACACGGUGCUCUUAUUAUUAUUAUUACUACAAUUUAUUACCCACGCUUUACCCCCAAGGUCCCAGGGCAAGUUACAGCAAUUAAAACACAAUACUAAAAACAGCUUAGAACAACUUUAAAUUGAAGAAAUAAGGUAGGUGCUAAAAAUAAACAUCUCUCAAGUGUCAAAAGAGGUGUGUCUUCAGCAUUUGCUGAAAGCUAUAUAGUGAAAGUGCCCAGCGUACCACUCUGGGAGAGGAGUUCCACAACCUAGGAGUGCCACAGAGAAUGCCCUUUCCUGGGCCACCCCAGCCCACCAGCUUCUGAGGGAGGUUGAACAAGCAAGAGGGUCCCUUUCUGCCGAUCUGAGCACCCAAGGGGGUCUGUAAGGAAGCAGGCGUUCUUUCAGGCAUUUGGGGCCUGAGUUGUUUGGGAUCUUGACGCACCAUUAAGAUACAGAGAUACAGAGAAAUAGGCAUCCUCAAGUGUGAGCUACAAUCCAGCCACAUUUCCCCCCUGGAUCUGCAGGACCCCUUUGGCCCCAGUAAAGUGUACCCAUUAACCCCUGCCCAUGCUUGGACCCUACAAAACAAGAGCUCAGUAAACCUCUUGUUUUUUCUGCCUUUGACAACAAAGCCGGGAGGCUGUCAAGCAUCUGGCAACAAAAGAGCAUUGGUCUGCAUUUAGCUGAGUAUAUGUCAGUCACAAGUUGUGCAGGCUGUUGUGUAGCAGCAGCAUCUCUAAAACAGUUGUGACUGAGCUCCUUCCGUUAAAGGAGAUUCCAUCGGGGCGGUCCUACCAUUUGGCAGAGUGAGGCAAAUGCUUCAGGUGGCAUAUCCUGGGAGGGCUGUGGUUUGGAACAUUACUGUUCCUCCUGAGCGCCCCCUGAAUGCUUCCUUUGAUUGGAGGACAGAGCUAUAUGUACCACACAGCCUGCCUUGUACCCCACUAAACUAGCCUGAUGCCCUCAAGUGCAGAGGACAUAGCAUUGAAAGAAAUAAAAGAAAAGUCCACCGUCACCCCAGUCAACUUUUGUACAUGGGAAUGGGUGAGGGGCACCAUCGUGUCCUUUGCCAUCAGGUAGCAAAAUGUAUUUGGCUGGCCCUGGCCCUGGUUCUCCCCUCAUCAAACAAACCACAUCCAUUGGAUCAAAUGAAAACAUGUUUGCUAAUGCUUUUAGAGAGGUUAUAGGUGUCCUUUCUCCAUUCAGGAAAAUAACGUAAACGAGAAGAAUGGAAUUGUUCAAGGUCAUGCCUACACUGUUGUGGAGACUGCAGAGGUGAGAGAGGAAACAUUUAUUUCUGUCCUUCUUAAUUGUCUUCUUCCCACAGCCCUCUCUCCUAAUUGGCAGCUGGCCCGCUGUUCUCCAUCCCCAUGUUCAUAAUUCAUUGCUUUUAGGACCAGAAGGUAACAUUCCGUUGAUCUAAUCUAGACCUCCAUGCGUCACUGAGAUCACAUAAUUUCAUUCCUGCCUUCCUGAAAUGUCUGAAACCCGGUGGCUUUAUGUAGAAGUAAAGAAAUGAUAAAGUUAGCAAGGUGACACAGCCAGUUAGUCGUUUUUAAGGAAACUAUCAAGAAUGAUGAAACACUGAGCCCAUAAUUAACACUCAUUGGUUCAGCCAGUGAUGUGGCAGAAGAUAACCCACUUACCAGAAAAAGGCCUCAGGCAAGUUUUAAGAGGCCGAAACAAAUUAAAUGAACGGACACUUCUGUGGGCUGAAUCCAUGGAGUUAAUUUAAUUCUGAGGUAUAAAGUAUUGAUGCAAGAGCACCACCCGAUAGCAUUAAACACAGUUUACCAUUUCUGCAGAUAAUCCAAUAUGUUUAAAAAACACAUAAUUUUUAAAAAGGAAAUAGAAAAUCCAGGUUAAAUAAGGAAGGAAAUACGGGGCAGUGUUUUAAUACGGAAAGUGUAAUGUGGCGUUUUGUACAAAACUUAAAGGCAUGAGCAACCUCAAGUCCACAAAACACUUGCUGUGGGAAAGUGUCCUGUGAAAGAGACAUUGCUCAGAAUAUGCUAAAGUGCAGGGUCAAGAGUUCACAGCUGGAUGAAGAAGUCAUUUUCUUCACCUGCGAGGUUUAUCUUUCCCGAGCAUACACCCUUCCCUUGCCCCAAAUUUUAAUAUCAUCUUCUGGGGAAGGAGAUCAAUUUGGCAGAAAGUAAUAAUCCAGCAAUGGCAAAAGAAAGCAAAGGAUUUACUGCAGUAAGUGGGUCUGCCUUCAAGGUGAGUGCAGUGCUCAUCCCCCAGAAUCAUCACUUACGAUGCUCAUAUCAACAAGGACAAAAGAAAUGGCCAAAGCGGACAAUGACCUUGACUAAUCCUCUGGCUUGCCUUCCUUCUGCAGCAGUAAGAAUGCUCACUAACAUGGUGUGUAGUUCUUCCGGGAACUACAACAUUCUGCAAAACAGAGAAGGGCUGUGUGAUGGAAUACCUAUGCAGAGCUAAACUGGAGAUCAUUAUUUUGAACAAGAGACCUUUGUGCGUUGUUAAGCAUCUGCAUUACUAUACAGAUACCUCUCUUUGCAGGGCCCUCGACUAAAUGAUCUGUGCCAGGCCCCUUCCUACACUUGUGGGCUUAACUGGGGGCAGGGAGUGGUGGUAACUGGGGGGAGGGAGUGGUGGCUGGGUCAAUCUCUGCGACGGGGUGAGCUCCCAUUGCUCGGUCCCUGCUCCUGCCAACCUAGCAGUUCGAAAGCACCUCAAAGUGCAAGUAAAUAAAUAGGAACCGCUCCGGCGGGAAGGUAAACGACAGUUCCGUGCGCUGCUCUGGUUCACCAGAAGUGGCUUGGUCAUGCUGACCACAUGACCCGGAAGCUGUACGCCGGCUCCCUCGGCCAAUAAAGCGAGAUGAGUGCCACAACCCCAGAGUUGUCUGCGACUGGACCUAACGGUCAGGGGUCCCUUUACCUUUAAUGCCCUACAGGGGAAAACUUUAAGACCAUUAAACUGAAAGCUCUUGGACCUGGUUGUCCAAAGGGCACAGUGGCUGUGGGCUUUGCUUGGGCCCUGUCAGCUCCCCAAGGGGACCAAGUGAUGGCAUAGGCCAUUCCCUUGCAACUUUAGUACUCCUCACAUCACCACACAAACACAUACGCUGCCUACAAUUGCUUAUGAAUGAUAUGUUGUUAAUAGUUGCCAUAAUGCUCACACCCAUUUGAGAAAGAACUGGGAAUCAGGUGGUGUAAAUGCUCCAUAGAACAGGAGUUCCAACUAUUUCGGGCCUGGGGCCACCACAAAAUCACCAUUUCACAGGAGAAAACUGGGUAAUGCUUAGAUUCCCUCCCAAACAAAACAGGCAAGACACUCCACCCCAGAAAUUCUACUAAAACACGAGUGAAAAAGAAGGCAAUGUACAACUAACACACAGCUCUCCCAACCCUCAAAAAAGCCAAAAACCUUUCUAUAAAAGAAUUGAUAGGGUGAGGGGGCUUUGGCAGGCACUGUGGGGGGUGAUAUGAAGAAGUCAUGAUGCACCACACUGGAGACCCCAAACAUAGACUACUGUUUGGAAGGAGCACAAAUCACACCAGUGGCAUGCAGAGUGUUAAAUAAAAGAGAUAAUUGCGUUCAUUGUGUUAUGAUUUAGCCUAUUCUCUUUUUAAUGUAAAAACCCUUAUAAUUAUAAUGACUUUGGUUAAACUAUAAACUUUGGUGAUAAUGCAUUAACCAUUAACUAUAAACUAGGAGCCAAAGUGGUUCAGAUAAUAUGCCCAUGAUUUAUCUCAACAGAGAUAUAAAAACAAACACCUCAUGAUGCUCUUGGCUUACUCUAACCCAGGGAUGGGAAAUCUCCAGUCCCCAGGCUAAAUGCAGCAUUUGAAAGCUUCCCACGUAGCCCUUGAGGCCCUGUCUCCUUGUCUUGCCCCUUCCUCAACUUUCUUAGGUAAUUGUGCAUUUGAGAGUCUGUUGGUUAGAGUCUUGCCAGCAAAAUAUCCAAGGCAAAAUUACCUAAGGACUUGCACAAAUGGUUGCAUUUCCCCCCAUGUGAUCUAUUUUGUGUCCAGGGGUUGCACAAGUUUUGCAUGAACUGCAUGAACUGGACUAUGCAUGAAAACAUCCUGCAGCCCAUUCAAACCUGCAGCAAGAGCCAACAGGACUGCAUAAAUGGCUGCAGACUGUCUUUGUAUCCUGAACAUUCUCCAUGCAAUAUCAUCAGAAAACCAGGGAGUGGGGUGGGGAGAGCAGUCAGACUGCAUGUCUGAUUUGGCCCUAAGGAAAAAGAAGAAGAAUUGAUUUCAUGAUUCUUGCUCCCAAUAAUUGAAUGGUCUGAAAUUUUAGCCUGUUUCUCCCCUAUAAGACAACAUUGGCACUGCAUCGUUUUAUGGGGGAAAAAUAGAUGAGAGUUCAGUGACUUAAACCAGCUGUAAGAUUUUGUGGCAACUUGAAAAUGAAAUGUAUGGGAAAAGAGUAAAGUCUCAGUAGGAAAAGGCACAUCAAGACUGAACAGACAUUAUUUAGUUGGCUGUUAGAGGCAGAGAUACUUGUUAAUAUCUAGCUGAGAACAGAAUCCAAAACUCAGUGAUUACAUUUCAAGGUGAGAACCUUCUAAGAUUUAUGGAAGCUUCUCGUGUUUUGAAUUUAUUUACAACUGGGAGCACAGAAAGCAGCAUCUCCUAAAAGAAGCUACAAUAUAGUUUCUACAUAUUGAUGCUGCUUCCUUUGUCCUAGGUGGGCUAUGUGAAGAUCUUAAUUUCCUGCUUGUGUCUGUAGGUUAUAAUUGGCUUUAUUUGUGGCCUGAAGAAACCUGAUUAGGAAGCUGAAUGCUCAUACCCAAAGCCAAUACAGUGGUACCUCUGGUUGCAAACGGGAUCCGUUCCAGAGGCCCGUUCGCAACAUGAAAAAAGCGCAACCCGCAGCGGUGCAUCUGCGCAUGCACAGGUUGUGAUUCGCUGCUUCUGCGCAUGCGUGUGGUGUCAUUUUGCGCGUCUGCGCAUGUGUGAGCGGCGAAACCCGGAAGUAACUCUUUCCGGUACUUCCGGGUCACCGCAGAAACCUGAAAGAACGUAACAUGAAACGGAUGUAACCAGAGGUACCACUGUAAAUGCUUUUGUAAACCUGACCAAACUCGCUGACUCCUGUUCCACGUGUAUUAAAGUAGUGCUCCCAUCCAGGGCAUCAUCAGAACAUAAGAAGAGCCUGCUGAUUCAGGCCAAUGGCCCACCUGGUCCAGCAGUGUGUUCUCACAGUGGCCAGCCAGAUGCCAUGGGAAGGCUGCAAGCGGCACCAGAGUGCAACAGCACUUGCCACACAUUUGAGUUCUAGUAACUGGCAUUCAGAGGCCUAUUGCCUCUUGAGGCAGAACAUAGCCAUCAUGGCAAGUAGUCAUUAAUAGCUUUAUGCUCCGUGUUAACAAGCAGGUAACUUGCAGUUAAAGAUGAAUGAAUCUGUCAAUUUUAGUUUAUCUCAGUUUAUCUUUAAUCUUAGUGUCAUUUCUCCUGAUUUCUGCAUCAGUUUGCAAUUUAAAACAAACAAACAAACAAACAAACAAACAAACAAAAUUUACCAUUAUUUUGGUCGCAUUUUACCUAAUAUACACAUAUUAUUAGGAAGCCCAGCCAGAUGGGCGGGGUAUAAAUAAUAAAUUAUUAUUAUUAUUAUUAUUAUUAUUAUUAUUAUUAUUAUUAUAUGCUGUUUUCACCAAUAAAUUCUCUUAAUAUACACAUUUUUGUAUGCACAUUUCUCCCAAUAUACAAACAUUUAGUUGAAGUACUGCAUCACAAAAUUCAGAGAAGUGCAGAUUUCUAAGGAUAGUUGUGUUUCAUUUCACAUACUGUUUCCAUAAGUGUGAAUAAGGUAGUUUCAAUCAUGCUACAACAGUGUACAGGACUUAUUUAGUGCUUAAUAAGUGCUCCAGGACUUAUUUUUAUUUUGCUCCCAUGUUUUACUAGGCAGUUUUUGUUUUGUGUAUUGCAAAAAUAAUGCAUUUUCCACAUAAUUAAAAAAACAAGCUGCAUUGCCUACCAUCUUGUGCAUAGUAAGGCUUAUUAUUGAAGGCAAUGGGAUUUAAGCAACUUCACUGUGUGGCCGUUCACAUCCUUUGUUCCUUAGAUUCAGACAAAGUUAGGAACUAAAGUGAGCAUCCCAAAAUACAAUAGAAGAAGCUUUCACAUGUCUCUUUCCCCCACAAAACACCCCCAACAUACAAGAUGCCACUGUUGACUUUUUCUUUCUUCUUAAUAGGUUCCCUAUAUGGGUAUGAAGGAACGUUUAAUUAGACUUUGGAAUCCUUAUGGCCAUAAGGAGUGGACUGGAGCAUGGAGCGAUCGGUAUGGUUUCAAAAGUUUUAUUUCAUUAGGGGCUGCUGCCCCUGCUACCUUUGCUCGCCAACCCCUCCCCGUUCGCCUUAAAGCGCAUCCAAACUGUGCACCCUCUUUCUUUGCUGAUUGCCCAGAUUGUGACCCAGACAAACCUCGGAGGAACAGGCAGGACAGACUGAGGCAGCUCCCCAGUGACUCUUCUGCUCUGCUGCAGCUUCCUUCCUUGGCCUCUGAUGCUGCUGAGGCUAAAAUGGUGACAUCCAUGUGAGGUAGGCAGUAGCAGCAGAGCAAGAUGGUUGCUGGAUCUCACCUGAGUUGUACUCCACCUGCUCGCUUGCCAUCAAAAAGGACUUCAUUGCUGCUGUUGCUACCACCACAGGCAGUGGCCAAGCUAUUAUUUUUUAAGAUGAACAAGGGAGGGGGAGAAAAGCUGCCUCUGCUGGCUGCCAUCAAAGUAAUAUUAUUGUGCCUCUACUGCCCAAAACCAUUUCAAAAAUGUCAGCUCCCCGCUGCCAAAUUCACUUUCCAUUUUGGGGGACCCCCAUUGGCCCUAGUCAACACCUCCAAAGUUCAUCUUCUGCAGUUUAUGUUCUGGUCAUAGGAACAUAAGAAGCUGCUUUAUCCUGAAUUAAACCACCCGACUAUCUCUCUCAGUAUUGCCUACCCUAUCCAAAGCUCUCAAAAAUUUCAGACAGGGUUCUCUCUCAGAUCUGCCUGGAGAUGCCAGGGAACUUGUAACCUUCUGUAUGCAAAAUCAAUCGCUGUUCAACUGAGCCAUGGCCCUUCCCAACCGGCUCUCGUUUUGGGUAUGCUAUUUCCUUUUUCUUCUUUCCUCACACCUAAGAACAAUUCCCUAGAAUUACCCUAGGUGCAGUCUAUCAAAAUCAAGCACUUUUAUGUCUCAUUGAUUCCACUACGAAUGAUUUAAGCAUGAAAUGGUUGAGAUCAAUAAGACUUGAAAGAAAUUACCAGUGGUUGGGUGGUGUCCCAUGAUUUUGCCCUCACCCACUACCACAGAGCUAAAAAUCUGGAAAAUAUGCUCCUGUACGGUAUUCAUAAUCCUUUAUUUUUCAUUUUUUCUCUUUGUUGAAUUUGCAAAUGAAAACUGAAAAACAAGAGCAGUAUAUGUGCAACAGUAUACUAGUUGCUUUACGAUUUUAUAUAGCCAUCUUCUUUUCCUCUGGGCUUCUAAAGUAAUCUUUCCUGAAUAGUGUUCUUUAGUGUCUACAUGCUGGUGUGACUGAAGCUGAGCUAAGAAGUAUAGUAUAGUAUAGUAUAGUAUAGUACAGUACAGUACAGUACAGUUAGUAUAGUAUAUUAUAGUAAUUUCCCAGGUUUUGCAAAGUUUAAUUCUAAUCUCAAUACAGUUGAAAUUUGGGUGGAGCAGGCUUAAACUGCAUGGAUCAAUACAAUUCUUGAGUUCUGCUUGGUUAAUGCUAUGCAUACAACACAAUUAUCACUUAAUUAUAAAACUGCAGCUUGAGAAUUAACACAGCUGGAUAGCUAUUGCAAUGUCUGUGUGGUGGUAUUGCUGAGAGGUAAUAUCAGCAGCUAAAGAUGCAAAGAAUUAUUUCUUUAUUAAAGUACAUCCAGGGUCAGCCGUACCAUUAGGCAUAGUCAGAUGGUCACCUCAGGCAGCUGGUUUCGGGUAUCCUGAAAAGUCAGUACAUUUUGAGUUAUUUAUUAUUGUUGCAUUUUUAUUCUCGCAGAGGGAGAGAGGUGCUUGUAGGAGUUUCUGCCUCAGGCACCAAAAUGAUUUGGCAGGUCUUGGCUACUGUGCACCUUGACUUAGGGGCAGUGUGUGUGUGUGUGUGUGUGUGUGUGUGUGUGUGUGAGAGAGAGAGAGAGAGAGAGAGAGAGUGCACUUGCACCUGAGUGUGUGCGCACGUGGUGUGUGCUGCUUUGACUUUCGCAGCAAAAUGCCAAAGUGCCAUCCAGGACUAUUGAAACCAACAGAAACUGUUUCAUUCUCUUCAUUGUAUGGCAUUCUAAGCACCAGAACAACAAAGUUGCUUUUUCAGGACAUAAGAAUGAAGUGUGUAGCUUCUUACUCCUGGCAAUUUGUUCAGUGCCCAUUCGUGGCUGAAUGUUAAGCUUUGGGGGAAGAACUAAGCAUUGAAAGAAACGAGUGAUGCUUCUGAAAUUCACCCCAUCCGAAUUUCUCCUUGGAAUUUGUAUUUCUGGUCUUCUUUCCAAAGUAGAAGUGAUGCAUAUGUGCUCAUCCAUCACUCUCUCUUUCUUUUUUUAAUUUCUGAAUUUUAUAUUGAGCUCUGUUCAUACACUGCAGCUUUCAGCUACAUGACUGUUUUUUGGGCAGUGUUUUAUCAAUCCGUUCAUGCAUAGCAGAACCAGGGGUGGGAGACAAGCUAAUGAAUUUAUUCCCCCCUCCCCCAUUAGAUUUUCCCUGCCCCCAGUACUGAUACACAUAUGCACAUUGAUAAAAUGCUGCCCCAAAGCAAUCACAAUAUCAUACAUAUGGUAAUGUACAUAUUGCAGUCUUCAUGUGAUUGAGCAUUUCUAUCAAGCUUCUCUUUUUUUUGUAGCAUUUUAUCAGUGCAUCAGAUUCAGAUUUGUUUACUGUAUUUUAGCAACCUGCCAUCAAGCAGCUUCGGUGCAUUCAGAACAUUCAAAGUGAUCUGUGCCAAGUUUUAAUCCAAAAUAGAAUCACACAUUCGAAAAGAACAGCAAAUGCAUGACACAUAGCAAACCAAUGCAAGUCUGUCAAUCUAAUUUGCUUGGACCUGGGAGACCAGAGUUCAAAUCUUCACUCUGCUAUUAAGGUCUUAACCUGACUUACCUGUUUGUGAGGAUAAAAUGGAGUGGCAGAGAGAAGCAUGUUGGGGAUCUGAGGUGAGACCAGGGCCGUCUUUACCCGGGGGUGCAAGGGGUGCAGGACACCCGGGUGCUGAAUUCUGGGGGGCGCCAGGCACCCGCCGCUGAAGCUACCUAAGCUCUUAACUAUCUCCUGUUAUGAAAUAAUAAAUAAUUUUGAUCAAGCUAGAAAAACAAAAUACUGUACAUAUAUACAGUGGUACCUCUGGUUACGUACUUAAUUUGUUCCGGAGGUGUGUUCUUAACCUGAAACUGUUCUUAACCUGAGGUACCACUUUAGCUAAUGGGGCCUCCCGCCGCUGCGCGAUUUCUGUUCUCAUCCUGAAGCAAAGUUCUUAACCCGAGGUACUAUUUCUGGGUUAGGGGAGUCUGUAACCUGAAGCGUAUGUAACCUGAAGCGUAUGUAACCCGAAGUACCACUGUACCUAAGUAUUACCAAAAUGUAUACCUACUGUUUCACUAAAGGACUUCCGACUUUGUGGGCUCAUUUACCAAAGACGUGCCACGCUGGUGCUGGCGCCGUGCAUGCGAAAUUAACUCUUACAUCAAAUUAUUAUGUUACGUAUUGUAUUGAGCUGCUAUGUGGCAGUGGGGUCAGCAGCACCUUUGACACAACUGAUGUUUCUUCUAAGUAGGUGCCUAAACAAUACUUAGAAAUUUAAGUGUGGUGGUGUUAAUUUGGGGGCUAAACUAAAUUUGGGGGCGCUGGGCAGAUCUUUGCACCCCGGCGGUGCAUAUGCUAAAGACAGCGCUGGGUGACACACCCACGCAGUGGAAGUUGACCCCAGUUUCAGUCACCACACGGAGGCAGCUUAAGGUCCAAAAUGGUUUACUGCUAUAGAAGAUUAGGCUUCAGUAAUACAGAUCCAGACAUUUAUAAUUUACAUACAGCUUGUUGGCUUUUGCCAAUCACACUUUUUGAAGCAACGUGUGAACCAAAACACAACGAUCUUUUUGCAAUUUGCACUUCUCUAAAUUUUGCGCUACAGUUCUCCAAUCAAGCAAUGUGCCAAAAAAAUAAAUAAAUGUGCCUGUUAGGAAAACGUGUGCAUAAAAAGGCACAUCUUGGUGAAAAUAGCAAAAAGGAUGCAUUGCAUUAGGGAGAAUUGAAUACACAAAAAAUGUGUAUAUUAGGAGAAAAAUGCCUUAAAAGGAUGGCAAGUUCUUGUGAAGUUUUCUUUUUAAAAAAUAAAAAUAAAAAAAUGAACUGAUUCAAUCGCAAACUGAAAGAUUGUGAACUGUUCUUUAGUAAGAUGUGUUUUAGACCACAGGAGCCUGCUUCUUGGAAUUUUAAAGCAGGACUGUAGUAACGUUUUCUCUUAAACUGAGUCACCCUGUAGUUAAGACAGCUGGGGAAAUGUAGUAAGCUUUAACUAGAGGGCUUGUGGGGUUUAGGUGAGCCGAUGUAGGACUUAGCAAUGGUUAAGCUGUUUAUUCUUUAGCUGUUUAUUGUUUAGAGCAAUGUUUAAAAGUUAAGCUGCGUAUUCAUAUUCUAUUUUGUUUUCCAUGUAACCCUUAUUUGUCUACGUGCUCUUGAUUUCUAUUAUGCUCAUAUGUGGGUGUGGAGAGCUCAGGUGGUUAGAAUGUGCUGAUAACGCCAAGGCUGCAGGUUCGAUCCCUGUAUGGGACAGUUGCAUAUUCCUGCAUUGCAGGGGGUUGGACUAAAUGAACCUCAGGGUCCCUUCCAACUCUUUGGUUCUAUGAUUCUGUGUUUCAUAAACCGAAAUGUGUUCACUGCUCUUCUGCUGGUGUAUUUACAAUGAACCUUUCCAAAGGGAUUCCAGCUUGUCAGGCCCUGCUUGGUCACACCCAUGUCCCUCAUUUGGGCAAAUUAGGAACCUAAUUUUUAAUUUCAUAUGGGCUUGUCCUCUUUUGUAGUUCCAUGGAAUGGGAUCGAGUCCCGAAGCAAUACAAGAAAUCUCUGUAUGAAGACAAGGAUAACGGCGAGUUCUGGUAUUUUCACAAUUUGUCUUUCUGUGAUUCUCUGUGCUCUAGAUUUAAGGCCCCCAAGCUGUAAUAAUCUCCAUAUGUUGCCAUCUGGGCUUCUUCGGGAGAAAGUGUAGGAUAAAAAUUGAAUUAAUAAUAAAUAAUCUUCUUGCAGUGAGCCACUCUUAUUUUCAGGGUCCUGCUACACUUAUAUUAAAGAUGAGAGGCUGUAUUCAACUCAAUAAAUAUCUGUGUGGAACAAUUUCAACUUGUGCAAGGGGACUUUGCCCUUCCUCCCACAGCACAUGACCCAUGCCAUCCCCAAAAAUGCUCCAGAGAGCCGGGGGAAACCUUAGAACAGAUUGCAGAUUGGGGAGGAGAGGAAGGAAAGUACAACUGCACAUGCAGAAGUUGUUCCGCUCUUGCAAAGUUCUAUUUAGCGAUAGGUUGAUGAAUGCAACCCCAGACUACAAUCGGUAAAGUUUUUAUCUAAGAAAAGGACCGUCAAUCUAUAGGCUGUUCACCACAAGCAACUGCCAACUGUUUUUGCCAUUCGUUUUCUAGCACCAUGCAAAUUCCACUUCUCCAUUUCAAAAAUAUUUCAAGUCCUCAGGGCUGCAAAACCAGGAUUGAAAAUAUAUGUGUAGUUGUUGUACAAUGUAGAAGUAUGCAAAGCCUGUCUGAAAAUUCAUUUUCUCUUCCGUCAGGAUGUCAUAUGAAGAUUUCCAAGAACAUUUUUUAUUUUUGCAUGUUUGCAAUAAUGUGCCAACCUUCCUAGACUUUGGAGUGCAGAGGAGCAACAUGUGGUCUGUGCAAACGCAUGUCGACAGAUGGGUUCAAGGGCUCUCCCCAGAAGGUAAAAAUUAGUAUCCUUCCUUAAUUAUUUCCCUAUUCUUUUUUCAAACAGUACAUUUCAAAAUAGUAAUUUCUUAUCUGGACCUGAACUGAAAAAGUAAAAUUUUAAACAUAGCAAUGUUUUAUAUUUCCAUAUUGCACCAAUAUUUAAUUAACACAGGCUUGAUUAUAAAGAUGUAGCACAAUAUUACAUGCUCAUAGUGGGUGCUAACAUAUAAAUCUUGAAUUUUACACUCUGGAGACAGACAUCUGUAGAUGACAAUUGCCUAUGACCUCUGUCCUUCCAUAAUCAUGAGGUCCAUCAAGCCUCAGCAGAACACUUGAUCUGGCAAUAAACCCAGUUUGUUUAAUUGAGUUUUUGAUCCAUGCUUGUGAAAUUAACUAACUGCAGUUCCCAAGGUUCUGCUACAAUUUCCUCUUCCACAUUGGAUUCCCAAGUAAUGUUCAGUGUUGCAGGGCAGUUGCUGUUCAGCAACAGAACCUACAGCUUCAAUCCCAGACCUUGUUUUCUUUGCGAGAUCUCAAAUCUGAAAUAUACACAUCGCAUAAGAAUUAUGCACAGAAUUAGGCAUGCUUAAGCCCACUGAAAUCAACCCCCUAUGCUAUUAUUUACAUAUUCCUAUCCUUUUUCUGCUUAGUUGUCCCAGUACUUAAUUCGGUGGGGAUCUGGUAUCUCCAGCCACUUUCUGUAAGCAGUGCCAACUGUUUAUUUGCGGAUGUCCUGGUUAUAUGGCCAGGGGUGAAGCCAGGAGGCUGCAGUAGGUGCAGCCCACCCUGGUGUCACCACUGAAGGAGGUGGCAGAAUGGUGGGCAGCACUCACCGCAGGGCCUGUAGUGCGCCUGAGCCACGCAUCUCUCCUGGGAGUGAUGCGGUGGCUUGAGCGUCCACAGGCUCCGCACCUGCCCCAAAACGUCCGCCUGUUGCCUCCCCCUCAGCUGUAGGGCGGCUGACUGGGAGGAGGCAGGCAGACUCCUUGGAGACCCAGCAAUGCCCCUGUGGGCAGCUGGCCCUGCCCCUGGGCGCAGGGCACAUGCGCCGCCCCAGGCGCCCAAUUGGUUUGCUCCGCUGCUGUAUAUGGCAAGUCUGGAGACUGACCACAUUUUGAUGAUAGCCCAUGGAUUCUCUUCAAGUUUUGCUUUAGGAUAUUUGUAAUAACUGUAUGUGGCUUAUUUCCAUGAAAGUGAAUUUAGGAUUGCAGCCUGGGCAUGUUGUCUGUGCAUUGUGCGAAAGGGUUUCUAUCUGAAGUCUAGAUUCGUUAAACUUGUUAUUAUUCACCAUAUGAAAACAAAAAUUAAAAUACAGCAUGUGAAAACAUACAAACAGCAAAUGUCUUCACAAUUUAUAUAACAUAACAGCCAUUUCUAAAAUUGGUGUAUGCAUUCUGUUGUGGAAUCUGAACCAUUUUCUCUGUUUUUCAGAAAGACCACACUUUAAUCAGUACAGCUAAUUUGCACAUAAUCAUAACCAUGGAAACUUUACACUUCUCUUCAAUCAGUGUUGCUUUAGAAUUUCCUCAGUUCUUUGCUAACAUAAUUUUAUGGCUUGCUAAGAAAUUCCUGUUUUCUCACCAAGUAUAUAUAUAUUUUUAUGUUCAUGCUUUACAACCUUUAUAUACUAUUUUCAGUCUUGUAAAAAAUACAUUGGGGCUUAUAUUUUAUCCAUAACAUGUUUUAUUUUGUACUGUUGUGCUUCUUUAAAAUAAAAAAAUUAAGUUCUACUACUUGUGGUGUAAAACAUAAGAUGUUUUCAUUUUUCUUACGUGCAGUUCCUCCUCUAUCCAGAAAUUUAUCAUUGUUUUAUGCCGCAACCAGAUUUGCAAGAAUCCAGCAACUAGUUAUUUUUAUAUAGUAAUUGUAUAGAAUUUAGUCUAAGUUGUUUUUGUGCAAGUGGAAUAGACGUUCAAUUUCACAAUAAGACUUUGCUUCUCUCCCUGCCCCACAGAGCCCCCUACUGCUUCAAAAUAUGCUGUGGGGCAGUUGGGGGUCCUUCAGAGGAGAUCUUGCAAGCACAUGUGGCUGCAGGGUGGGGAGGAGUGGAAGAAAAUGCUGCGCAAGCUUGUGGCGUAAUCUGCUAGGGACCAUGUUUUGGUUUCUCUCACACCUUUCUGUCAAUCCGUUGUCUUAUCCUACCCAUUCUUCCCCUUUGUCACCUGCAUGAAUUAGGCCAAGAGAUGCAGAUUGCCUCCACCUGAUAGAUAAGGAUUGCAGCCUGCAACAAUGCUACUGCUUCAGGAAUCUCUGUUUAGCAGGGAUCUCUGGCUGUAUGCAGAGAAUGUAUUGCCUUCCUGUAUUUGGUAGAACUGAGGAUCAGGGCUUCUUAUAAAGUAACCACUAAUUGAAUGUCUAAGGGACGCGGGUGGCACUGUGGUCUAAACCAUUGGGCCUCUUGGGCUUGCUGAUCAGAAGGUCGGGGGUUCGAAUCCCCAUGACGGGGUGAGAUCCUGUCGCUUGGUCCCUGCUCCUGCCAACCUAGCAGUUCGAAAGCAUGCCAAAAAUGCAAGUAGAUAAAUAGGUACCACUCUGGUGGGAAGGUGUUUCCGUGCACUGCUCUGGUUUUGGUGUACCUUUGCACCAGAAGCGGCUUAGUCGUGCUGGUGACAUGACCCGGAAAAACUAUCUGCAGACAAACACCGGCUCCCUCGGCCAGUAAAGCGAGAUGAGCGCCGCAACCCCAGAGUCGUCUGCAUCUGGACUUAACUGUCAGGGGUCCUUUACCUUUUUAAAUUGAAUGUCUAGCUUCCUGCAACAGGGCAGGUUAAGUGCCUGCUAGAGACAUUGACAGGCUGAAGGAAUUGCCUUUCCCACAGGACCACGAUCCUAUGAAGGCAUGCAUGCAGCAGGCAGAUGUAAAAGGAAGCGAUAAAGGAGGGACGUCUCACUUGAUCCACACUACUCUGCUGCAUGUGUCUGAUAACAGAAAUCAUUGUUUUUCGCAACAGGUGCCUUUUCCAGAAAUCCUCGGUAUUUAAUCCAGGUGCAGGAGCCGGACAUGAAAAAUUCCAAUGUUGUGGUAUCACUGACACAGAAACUUGUAAAUGAUACAAGGAGUCCACAACCUCCAGAACCUCCAGGCAUUCGUUUCGUAAUAUUCAAGGUAAAUAACACCAGACAAGAACUGGUUUUCUGCUCAUGCUUGAGCCUGGCCAUCUGUAUAAAUUGUUCUACCCUCAUGUGCUGGAUUCAGCCAAAAACCAGCCAUGUUUUGUCUCAAGAUGGCUGGGAAAUUCCAGGUUGCAAUGGCAGGGAAAGAGAUGAACAUUGCUGCCUCCUACCCAGUGCCCUAAACUAUCCUUCCUCCCAAAUGACGAGCGCCACAUCAUAGCUGUCAACUUUUCCUUUUUUUUAAGGGAGAUUCCCUUAUUCCGAAUAGGAUUUAUCACAAGAAAAGGGAAAAGUUGACAGCUAUGCGCCACACGCCCAGCUCUGCCCACAUCUCUUUGCUUUCCCCCCUUGAGAAUAGCUUUGCCUUUUCCCAAUUAUUUUCAAGUGAUAGCUUUAGCACUGUCUCUGAAAUGUAACGAAACCUAUUUUUGCAUUUCCGGGUCCUUCAGAGGCUGGAAUGAGAACUGUUUUGUUGGCUCUGUCUCUCCCAUUCAACACCCACUGCAGAACUCCUGGAUAUUUUGGCAGGAGAUGUAGAUAAGAUUAGCCUCAUUUACUCUGCAUUAAUUAAUCUAGAAUAACCACCACCACCACACCCCCGGCUUCCAUCCUCAGAAUAACUCGUAUGGAUUCAAGCCACCGCACAAUGUGUAGUGACUUACUCACGUAGUUUGGAUAUGGUUCAAACAUGCUAUAGAAAAGAAAUUACCUAAAUUAAUCAAUAUAGGACUUGUUUCAGGAGGGAAAAUAUUUAGGAUUGUAGUUUUAGUGUGAAAUAUACCAUUAUUUUUAUUUCUGAGAUCUUAACACAUCUCACCCCACCGCCGAAAAAUUAUGGUGCCAUUGAUCUACUCCCCUUUUCCCUUAGCUACAAACAUCCUAUCUCUUUCCAUCCCCUUCUGCAGCCAUGAGAAGGUUCAAUAUAUACUUGAGUUUUAAAGAAUUCAGAAGUAAUAAUGUGUACUAUUGCCUCGGGAGAGGAGUUUUCUUGAAGUAGUGGUGCUCACACUACACAUUUAAAGCACAUUUAUACCACUUUAGCAGUCAUGGUUUGCCCCCUAGAAUCCUGGGAAAUGAAGUUACUCCUCAUAGAACUACAAUUCCCAGCACUCCUAACGAACUACAGUUCCAAGGAUUCUUUGGGGGAAGAAGAAGAAGAAGAAGAAGAAGAAGAGUUUGGAUUUGAUAUCCCGCUUUAUCACUACCCUAAGGAGUCUCAAAGCAGCUAACAUUCUCCUUUCCCUUCCUCCCCCACAACAAACACUCUGUGAGGUGAGUGGGGCUGAGAGACUUCAGAGAAGUGUGACUAGCCCAAGGUCGCCCAACAGCUGCAUGUGGAGGAGCAGAGACGUGAACCCGGUUCCCCAGAUUACAAAUCUACCGCUCUUAACCACUACACCACACUGGCUCUCUCAGCUAUGGCUGCUGAAAUAGUUCAAGAGUGCUUUAAAUACAUGUGUGGAUGAAGCUUCAGGUUAGGUAAUUUCUCUCCCUACAAAUAAAGAUGCUUACACAGCCUCAGGUGGGCACUUCAUUCCACGCUCAAGAAUGUUAAUUCAGGAAUAUACUGCUCUUGAGUGCAGCUGCAAGGCAAGAGCAGAAUCUUUCCUUAGCCAUUUGGCUGGAGGUUCUGUUUUCUGUUGGUUUGAAAAAAGUUGAAAAUUGUAAAGUGAAGUUGCAAGUGGAACCUGUGGCACAUUCUAGAAUAAAAGACCUCAGAAAGUGACACACAAAGUGUAACAUUGAACAGCCCCUAAAAGCACCACAAAACAAAAUUUAAAAUAUUUUAAAGCAUGGGUAGGCAAACUAAGGCCCAGGGGCCUGGAUCCGGCCCAAUCACCUUCUAAAUCCGGCCUGCGGGCAGACAGGGAAUCAGCGUGUUUUUACAUGAGUAGAAUGUGUCCUUUUAUUUAAAAUGCAUCUCUGAGUUAUUUGUGGAGCAUAGGAAUGCAUUCAUUUUUUUUCCAAAAUAUAGUCUGGCCCCCCCACAAGGUCUGAGGGACAGUGGACCGGCCCCCUGCUGAAAAGAAUUGCUGACCCCUGUUUUAAAGCAUUCAAAACUGUUAUAAAUACAGCAUAUAGCCAGCAUGUAGACAAUCAACAGCCUGGUUUAUGAACGUUUGAAGUCCUGAAAACCAUAGGGCUCUUGCUUCCCAGUGUCCUGGUUUUGACUAAAAUGGUGCCUGAACUCACCACCUGAGUUUGCUAAUAGGAGUAAAAUGUGUCCACCUUUCUUGAAUUGACCAAAAGGGCAACACAUUGGAAUUAAGUAGAUUGACCUAGUCUAAUCUACAAGGUACUUGACCCCACACCACAACAACAAACAGCACAGACAUUAGGAAGAAUGUGUAAAGCAUAGAGGAAAGUAAUAACCCAAUCUUGUAGGGAAUGGCUGAGCAACCAGGCCAGAAUUUCCCAACCAGUCAGAAGCUCAACUGGCUGGAACUUUCCAGUAGUUGAAUAUGUGCAUUCUCAGAGCUGCACAGUUGCUGUUAAUUAAGCAGGCCGCCAUAUUGACCUUGAGCUACUAGUCACUGCCAGAUAACACAGUUGCACUCAAUCCAUGUUCUCAUUCUCAUUACUAAGAGCCAGAAACCAAUUUUCUCUGCUGCCCGGAGGCCUGCAGAAAUCAAACUUUGGUCAAGGCAGAAGCAGAAGAAAGGCUUUUCUUGACACUCCCUGUUUCCAAUAUUUUAAAGAGCCAGUAAGCAUAAUCAAUAGGGAUGUUCUAAUUUAUUUUGUCUGUAAUACUAGGCCUCAUUGACCACUGGUGGGGCUUGCUUCCAAGUAAGCAUCCCUAGACUCAGGAUGUUGGGAGGGGGGAAUGCAGCCAAUCCAAAACAUGCCUAUAAAGGUGGGUUAGAAGCAUGAGACAUUGAACUACACAUUUCCACAAAGCUGGACUUUAAAAGGCAGUUAAAGGCAUGUUUUCCUCACACGUCUCGUUGGGAUUACACUAAAGUAGCCUGUUUGUAGCUUUUCUUUGAGAUCAUAUUAGAUAUCAGUCUCUGGCAGUGCUCUUGGGGUAUCUUUUUCAGAAUAAUUAUGUCUCUCCUGUUGUGCAUCUCUAGCAUCUCCUACUUUUCAUUGUCAGUAUUUAUUUUCACUUAGAAAAUGUUAAUCUUGCCUUCAGGCAGUUGCACUCUCAACUGGAUUUACUGAGGCCUAAUCUAUGCAAGUAGUUUCCAGGGGUGGUACCCCAUGAGGCAAUUCUGUUAGUGAAAGGACUGUUAGUGAAAGAACCAUGGCUGCACCAUGGAACUUCUCCUCCUCCUUCUUCUCCCUGUACUCGCCCCAGAUCUGUUCUGGAAGUUCCCUUAACCCUAAGUAGCAGAUUUGGGGAGGAAAUGUGGGGCACACAUGGAGAGGAGAGGGAGCAGCUUGCCAUUGUUCCUGCUCCAGUAUGCAGUCUACCCUCCAGACACAGCCCAUGAGGGUCGGUAUGUCAAGGAUCAAUACAGGUUCUUUGUUUGUGAACAACUCAGUUUCAUUCCUACUUAUAGCCCGCUUUGAAAGUAGCCCCUUGCAGUGUCUGAUAAGGUGCUUCCAAAAUGUGAGGAGACCUUGGAAAUAUCCUCUGCCAUAAGAAGAGGGGCUUGGACAAGAAAGGUUGAGGAGAGUCUCCAGCACACAGAAAUGAGUUCAAGAACCCAAGAGGUAGCUUAAGAUCUCUGCGCAAAAGUCCUUGUCCAUCUGUCUUGGAGGCUUUAGUUGAGAAUUCCUGCAUUGCCGGGGGUUGGACUAGAUGACCCUCGGGGUACCUUCCAACUCUACAAUUCUAUAAUCCUUAGGUGAGGUGUUAGCACAGCCGCCUAUAAUUUUUUAGGUUUAUAUAUUAAACACGUCUGCUUGAUGCUAGUCAUGGGGAGGAAACAGCAAGAACCAGCACAGAGUAAACAGGAAAUGUUAUCUGAUCCAAGAGAGGUAUAAUUAGCACUAAAAUAAUUAAUUGAGUAAUCAAUUUCGUUAACUUAUUCAUUAAGCACAGAUUAAAAAUGUGGGGUUUUAAUUAGAUUUUAACUGGACUCUCCCCGAGAAGGAUAUUUAGUGCUAAUAGCAUUCUUGUAAAUGUUCCAUGUCUGGGGGUCUCAGGAGCAUUUUACCGUAGAUUUAGUUUCUCCCCCCGAACCAUAGUAAGAGCCCCUGCUGCCUUAGAGUUCACUCCUACCAAAGAGGCAAGUGCUAUGUUAUGAGAACACAUGACCCGGUUGAUGUGCCCAAUCUGGCUAGAAUCAAUGUGGGUGGACGGGGGAAACAGCAAAACAAUACCCCUCCCUUCCCACAGACACAUUUAAAAGGAAGCCACUAUAGAGAAGGUCCGUUCUCAUGUUGCUACCCUCCGGACCUCUCAUGGAGGAGGGGCACAUAGAAGGGCCUCAAAUAAUGAGCGCAGAGUCUGGGACGGUUUAUAUGGGGAGAGGCUGUCCUUCAGAUGGUCCUUCACCAGCCCUUUCUGUCCACUGGGAUUCUCCUCAGGCCACCUGCCCUCUUUAAGCACUUUUGUGUCCCUGUCUGAUGCCUCUUGCUUGCCUGGAAGGAGAAUGGAGAGGUGUGUGGCAUGUCUGUGAGUAGAAACCUCUGACCUUCUUGCAUGGCUGGAAUAUAACUCCCUGCAAGAAGGUAAGACUUGCAUCCAUUGCUCUGCCCUCUUAUCAUCUGGCCUAGCCCUUGUUUGUGGCUCCCAGAAGAUUUCCCACAAGAGGUUGCAUCCCUUGUGCUGAAAAGCUUUCUCCACCCCUUCUUGUACAUAAUGCAUACAAUGUUUUUGGUAGCACAAUGGCCAGUAUAUGUGAGAAUAAGACUCCUUUAAGAACUGGGCUGGAAGGAGUGGUAAUAAUAAUAAUAAUAAUAAUAAUAAUAAUAAUAAUAAUAAUAAUUUAUUAUUUAUACCCCGCCCAUACCUAGCCACUCUGGGCAGCUCCCAGUUGAGUGUUAAAAACAAUACAGCAUUAAAUAUUAAAAACUUCCCCAAAUAGGGCUGCCUUCAGAUGUCUUUUAAAAAUAGGGUAGCUGCUUAUUUCCUUGACAUCUGAUGGGAGGGUGUUCCACAGGGCGGGUGCCACUACCGAGAAGGCCCUCUGUCUGGUUCCCUGUAACCUCACUUCUUGCAAGGAGGGCACCGCCAGAAGGCGCUCAGCGCUGGAUCUCAGUGUCAGGGCUGAACGAUGGGGGUGGAGAUGCUCCUUCAGGUGUACAGGACUGAGACCAUUUAGGAAUUUAAAGGUCAGCACCAACACUUUCAAUUGUACUCGGAAACGUACUGGGAUCCAAUGCAGAUCUGUCAGGACCAGUGUUAUAUGGUCCUGGAGGCCACUCCUAGUCACCAGUCUAGCUGCUGCAUUCUGGAUUAGUCCCUAACUAAUGGCAUGAUGUGGUUGCUGUAGAGAUCGCCUUUCUCCACGAUGUUAUGGAUGACAAUAACACAAUGGAUGACAUUGGACACUGUGUCCAAUGAAUAAUUAUUUCACAUUUCAUCCUAGACAAAGAUCUUGAUCUUUCCAAUUGUCUAAAAGAUCUAAGACAUGGCAGGUUUGGUUAGUGGGGGAAGUACAAAGGUGUGGUGAUGCAUGUACUGUCAGUUGCUCAGUGCAGGGGACUUGGAGAAAAGAUUUUCUGUUUGUAGCAAUGAUUCUUCAGCCUGUGUUACAAAGACAUGGGACGAUUGGUUGAAAACAUUGUUAUAAACAUCAUUAUAAAGGCACUCUGAAUGUCUCAAUGACAAAAGAAAUUCUUAAAUAUAAAUGACUCCAUUAGGUCCAAAAGAAGUGUCUUCAUUUAGGUUUGCUGAAGUUUUAAUCCAUCGUGCCUCAAAGUCCAAAUGCCUGCCAUGCUCCCCUAAAAAAAAAAAAAAAGGCUCCCCCCGCUUUCUCUUUGCAAGACAGCAGUUUAUAUUCUCCCCCACCCUUUCCAAAGGCAUGGCUCAUAAAUUAUUGUGCCACACUGUGAAACCACUCUAAAUGGGAUUUAUACACUCCAGUGUAUUUGUAAGAAUAUGUUUAGUAAGGGUUUUUAUUAUGCUGUCUUUAUGUGUCAUCACAAUAAUAGCUGUUGCAUUUUAUUUAUUGCUCCAGCUUGAUGAAAAUAUUGGAACAGCAACAAAUGUGACAGGAUACGACAUUUUCUUAUGAGAAUGGAUAUCAGGUUCGUAGUCUGUGCCAGAGCUGUAGCAAGCAUAUGGUCAUGGAAUCUGUGUUUGUGUGGGUUCCAUAUAUGGAGGUUCACCAAAGAUUUCCUUAGUUCAGCAAUGGAAGAAGAAUUCAAGUUGCUUCUCAUGUUAAUGCAAAUCUGCCUAAUUCACACUUCCAAAAGCAAUGCACACCUAAAAACGUAGCCACCCUUUGAAAUCCACGCUUGUCUGAAUUUUGCAGUGAAAUUCACCACCCCAAUCCCCUCCCCAACAAGUACAAAAAUACACAUAUUAGGGAAAAGUAUGCAUUGUGAAAUAACAAACCCAAAUUAGAAAAAAUGGCUUGCGGAAUUGUGAAUUUCUGGAGGAAUGCCCAUCAAAAUUAUGGUACAUUUCUGAGGACUUAAAAAACAACAACCAAGUACACAAAGGGAUAUUGAAAUGUGGCCAACUGAAUUUAAACUGGAAAAAUGAGAAACUGAGAGAAAUCAAGACUGAAUCAUCCAUCCCUAGUUGAGUGUUUUCCCUAUGGGACCAUGAAUUCAGUUCACCAGCACUCCUGCUGUUUACUUUUGGAGGAAGAACAACUAAGUUAGGUGCCUCUGAUCUUGCAGAAGAUUAGAAAAACAGAGUUGAAAUGUGCCUUGAAGGUCAUCUAGUGUAGUUCUGUGCCAACGCAGGAAAUCCUCUCUGUUUCAAUAUCUUUGAUAAGGGGCCAUCCAAACUCCAUUUAAAAUCCUCCCCUUUCUGAGGCAGUUUGUUCUUCUGUCUAACAGUUUGUACUAUCAUCAGCAAGUUGUUAUCCCUUCUCCAACUCAUUUCUACCCUUGAUUGACCUGCAUAAUGUAUUUUAAAAAUUAGAGGAUGACAUUCUGUGAUAGUUUCUCCAGAAUUCCUGCUCAUUUCUUCUCACGUUAUAUUGCUUCUCAGGACAGAACCACCGUUUACAACAAGGGAUUCAUAAAACAACGAGAUGUCACUGGGAUAUUUCAGUUGAGACCUGGGACCUACAUCAUUAUUCCAGAAAUAUCACAAGGAGGGCAAGAGUCAGAGUUCAUUCUACGAAUCUUUCUAAAGAACCAAAACAACUACAGGUAUGUAGACAGGCAUUCAGGCCUGUUCUUGUCAUAAGCCAGCAUCUCUUUACCAAUGUUUUCUUAUAUUCCAUUCCUCAGUUUAUGGGUGAUCACUUUCACCAUGCAUGCAGAUAUGUCCCCGAAACUGAGCUCAUUAACAGUAUCUAUUGUUUAAAGGACUCUUGUCUUAUUUUUUAUGGGGGUGGUGAAGGGUAUAGGAGUAGGCAAGACCAGAUCUCCCCCAGGAGUGGGUGAUGAUAGCUCCCUAGCUCUCUCUCUCUCUGAAUCCUCUCCGCUAGGUUGUGGAUUGUGACCCAAGAAUGUGACAGUAACUUCAGACUGAGCAGAAGACUGUUGGAAGAGAGCUGGUUGUUUUAACACUUUCCGUCCCAGCCAUUUGUCUGCCCCAAACCCACCCAUCCCAACUGCUUUAUUUCCAAGAGAAAAUAUACACUCACACUGAAUCUUUACGCUCUUGGGGAGAAAAGCAGCUCUCUCUCUCUCUCUCUCUCUCUCUCUCUCUCUCUCUGUGUGUGUGUGUGUGUGAUUUUGAGCCACCAAAUGGCUGGGAAGAAGGACCCUCUCUUAGAUCUACCCCCCUCACUGGUCCUCUGCAUGUGCUUUAUCUGAAAAAGAAUGCCCUUGAUGAAAUACCGUAUAUACUCGAGUAUAAGCCGACCCGAAUAUAAGCCGAGGCAUCUAAUUUUACCACAAAAAACUGGGAAAACUUAUUGACUUGAGUAUAAGCCAGUUCACCACAUCACAAACCUGGUGGUGGCAGCAGCAGUGGAGGAAGAACAAGCAGCCCAAAAGGGCUGCUUUCGGGCUGCUCAUUCCUCCGCCGCCGACAGCGGCAAAGGCGGCGGAGGAGGAAGGAGCAGCCCGAAAGGACCCUCACUUGAGUAUAAGCCGAGAGGGGCUUUUUCAGCAUAAAAAAUGUGCUGAAAAAGUUGGCUUAUACUCGGGUAUAUACAGUAACCAUGGGUUUAAUUUGUAGGUCUACCUGUGCUGCAUUCUGGCAUGGUAAGUUAACUAUGCACCAUACAACACAAUUUCCAGACUACUCCAGCCUUCUUUUCCCAUAGAAAAAAGUAUCUCUGCUGCAGGCCUGCCAGGGAACCUGAAUUCAGUAUUCAGUGUUUAACUAGCAACACAGACAUCUUGUUCUAUCCUAAUGCAGUCCUCUCUUUUUCUUCUUCCUUUUGUUUAUUAGGGCACCAAAUACUGAGCUGAGUCCAGUGGUAACAGAGGUAUGUAGGUGUAGAAAGUGGUGUUGCCUUUAAAUGUGAAGCAGUGACAUACGCUGUGUGCCUUCUACUUAUUGGAAGCCUGGAUCCAGAACUGAAUUGACUCAAUCUGGCCCAGUUUGGAUAGUUCAGUUCAAGACAGCACUAGAUCAACCUGCCAUGGGUUGGCCCAUUUAGACCUCCCCAGGGCAAUCAAAAGGUAGGGCAGUCAGCUGGCAGGAGUGAAGGAGAGGCAGGUAGCCUGUGCAGGGUUUGCUUCAGCCUUGGGAGACCAGGGUUCAAAUCACCACUCAGCUGUGAAGCUCAUGGGGUGACCUUGGGCCUGUCACCAUCUCUCAGCCUCAGGGCUGUUGUGAGGAUAAAGCGAGGAGGAGGAGAGGUAUGAACACCACCUUGAGCUAUAAUAAUAAUAAUAAUAAUAAUAAUAAUAAUAAUAAUAAUAAUAAUAUAAUUUAUUACUUAUACUCCACCCAUCUGACUGAGCCUGCCCAGCCACUCUGGGCUGCUCCCAACGGAAUAUUAAAACAUGAUAAAACAUCAAACAUUAAAAAUUUCCGUAAACAUGGCUGUCUUCAGAUGUUUUUUAAAAGUCAGAUACAGUGGUACCUCCGGUUACAUACACUUCAGGUUACAUACGCUUCAGGUUACAGAGUCCGCUAACCCAGAAAUAUUACCUCGGGUUAAGAACUUUGCUUCAGGAUGAGAACAGAAAUCGUGCAGCAGCGGCUCAGCGGCAGCAGGAGGCUCCAUUAGCUAAAGUGGUGCUUCAGGUUAGGAACAGUUUCAGGUUAAGAACAGAACGAAUUAAGUUCUUAACCCGAGGUACCCCUGUAGCCGUUUAUUUUCUUGACAACUGAUGGGAGGGCGUUCCACAGGGCAGGCGCCACUACCGUGAAGGCCCUCUGCCUGGUUCCCUGUAAUCUCACUUCUCGCAGUGAGGGAACCGCCAGAAGGCCCUCGGAGCUGUACCUCAGUGUCCAGACUGUAUGACUGGGGUGGAGAUGCUUCUUCAGGUAUACAGGGCCAAGGCCGUUUAGGACUUUAAAGGUCAGGACCAACACUUCAAAUAGUGCUCAGAAACAUACUGGGAGCCAAUGAAGGUCUUCAAAGGUAGCCCCAUGUAGGGCAUAUUGAGUAGUCCAAGCAGGAGAUGACUAGAGUAUGUACCACUCUGGCGAGACAGUCUGCGGGCAGGUAGGGUUUCAGCCUGCGUACCAGAUGGAGCUGACAGACAGCUGCCCUGGACACAGAACUGACCUGCACCUCCAUGGGCAGCUGUGAGUCCAGAAUGACUCCCAGGCUGUGCAUCUGGUCCUGAAGGGAAGGUGGGACAUAAAUGUAAUAAUAAAUAGAAUUCUUCUGUCUGCAGGGGUCUGCUUUGCCAGCAUGUUCCACAAAGCAAAGCAGACCCAAUAGGACUGACUGUUCCGCCUCCAACCUCCAUUCCACAUGUUUAAUUAAUUUAGGAGUUUAAUUUAAACCCCUAAUUAAACAUGUGGUGGUGGGGGGGCACAGCAUCUUCUGUUUCCCCUGCUCCCUCCAAAUGGCAUAUUUCAUAAGGGUUUUAAACCCUGACAAAGCAUGCAGUUGUGUGGGGGGAGGGGAAUGGAGCACCCCCUUCUUCCCCUACCUCCAUCCUGACCUUGAGUUUAAUUGUGGUUUAAAAACAUUAGGUAAGGGCCCCAAAUUCAUUUGGGUCCAGUUGGCCCUUGGGUGGAUCAGGGUCUAUGUGAAGCAUCAGAUCAGGCCCUAGGUUGUGAGCGUCUAACUCAGGCAUAGGCAAACUCUUGCCCUCCAGAUGUUUGGGACUACAAUCCCCGUCAUCCCUGACCACUGGUCCUGUUAGCUAGGGAUGGUGGGAAUUGUAGUCCCAAACAUCUGGAGGGCCGGAGUUUGCCUAUGCCUGGGCGAACUGAAAUCUUACCCAUUUACUCUGCUACAACUAAUGGGCCAUCAGGAGUGCCCUCUUGGCCCUGCGACCGUGGGUGCCCAAGGCCAUGGGUGCCAUGUCCUGGUAGCAGAAUAUGUGGGUUCCUGGCCUCUUCAUGGGUGCUCAGGCACCCAGGGCCCCAGGGAGUUGCCACCUAUGUGGGCCAUACUGUCAUACCUUCCAACAUGUACCAGAGGCAAAUCGGGGCGUGUGUCUUUCGGGGCUGUGAUCUCGCAGGAGUCAGGUGACACAGCCCCCCAAAAUGGGAUGUCCCGAUUAAAUCAGGACAGUUGAGGGGUAUGUACUGUAUACCAGGAAAACAGAUUCUAUGGCCCUGCAGAUGUUGGUAAACUAUACCUCCAAUCAUCUUCGACCAUUUACCAUCUGGAGGGCCACAAACAUCUGGAGGGCCACAGGCUGAAUGCCAUGUAUUUGAAGGCCCAUCUGUGAUACUCAAUAUCUAAGAAGAAAAUAUAACACUCUUAGCAUUGUUGGGGUUGCUCUGAAAAACACAGUGUCUCCAGAGAAGCGGACACGGAGCAAUGGAUCCAAACUACAAGAAAGAAGAUUCCACCUAAACAUUAGGAAGAACUUCCUGACAGUAAGAGCUGUUCGACAGUGGAAUUUGCUGCCAAGGAGUGUGGUGGAGUCUCCUUCUUUGGAGGUCUUUAAGCAGAGGCUUGACAACCAUAUGUCAGGAGUGCUCUGAUGGUGUUUCCUGCUUGGCAGGGGGUUGGACUCGAUGGCCCUUGUGGUCUCUUCCAACUCUAUGAUUCUAUGAUUCUAUGAUUCUAUGAUUCUAUGGAUCUUGCUAAUGUCAAGGGACCGGCUCCAAAUUUGUGUCAAGUAUAUUCAAAUCUUUUUUUCCUCAUCUUUGGAAGCAUUUACACCCCCCUGAGAGAAAAAUAGGUUAAAGAGCUGAUUUAAGAUCAACAGAAGAAAGUUCAAACUAUGAUUUGGUAGCUGUUUAAACUGCUUUACAGGGAGAAUUCGCACUAGAAGUGGAGCAAGACUCUUCCAAAGAGCAGAAUGUAGCAAAAGACAAGGAUAUGAUGGCUGUGUUUAGACAAUCAUGUCUUGGCUUAGAGAGCUGGGGUAUAAGUGAGCCUUUUGGCUGUGCAUGCAGCCCCUUUACCUCUUUCCUUCAUGCAAACCAAGAAGUCUUCAGUUAAAUGUAGUGUCCCAUUUCAUCCAAACCAUGGAACCAUAGAACAAUGGUUAACAGCUUCGGAACAAGCCGGAAUAUUAAGUCAUGGCCACAGUUCUUUAAACUCUGAAGUAUUUAAUAUGUCAAUACAUGAUCCUCUGAACAUGGCCUUUAAGUCCCUUUGAUUUCAGUGGGAGAAACAUGCUCAAAUUCCUUCAGUUGAAAUUACAGGGUCUCGUGUGCUUAACUUUGGGUACGUCAUGCCUAUAAUUUAGCUAUUGAGGGCACCUCGGGGAACCAUACCACCAAAAUUGUUCUCAUUGCCUUACAGCUCCCUUAUCUGUCUUGAAGCAAAGCAAAAUGACCCUCAAAGGACAAUCACUUAAACUGUUUUCAGGUUCUCGGCGUACUAAUUCUUAGUUGAAUGUGCUGUUCUGCAGAUCUCUAUGACGGGCUGUUUAAGAUAAAAAUAUUUGAAUUCCUUUUGCAGCACAAUCCUAUGUACUCAGAAGUAGGUCCCAAUAAGGAAGCUGGAACUUACCGCCAGGUCAGUGGGUAUAAAAUUGUAAUCUAAAGUGUCUAAAGAGGGGAAGAAACGUGGCACAACAAAUACAGGGGAGGGUGUUGUGAACUGGGCAUGUGGAGUCACAAACAUGGCUACUAAGCAAUCACAUGUCUGGUUCACAAUGUGCUGAACUCUCAGUGAGUCCACUCAACUCAUGUUCUCAACAUGCCAAUUAACUUAUUUACAUUGGGUAAACAGGAUGAUUAAUCUAAUUUAGGUGAAGCAAAGGAAACUAUCGUAUACUGAAUCAAGCAACUGGCUCCAUCUGGGCAUCUUUGUGUAGGGAGAUGGCACCAAAAUGUCCCACUCCACCAAGCCCCCAAAUUGCAAUGAACCACCACUGGAAGUCCUCAGCCAUCCCCAUGGCCUGGCUUCAGAGCCCCUUAUGCUCCCAUUUUAUGAGCACAAUGGGGAGGAAGGGGAACCUACACAACAUGGCACCCACACAACUGCUUGGCAGGAUGGCUGCAGAGAACACACAGUCCUUCUAGGAUGAGGGUUCAGGACAACCCGAGGAAGGGGAAAGACUCUUCUGCCCAGCAGCCCAGGGCAUGCAGCAAGGGAAACAAAAAAACACAUUGGCAGCAGCAGCCUCCAGUGGCUUGCUGACUUUGCCAUUAUGGUGCCCUGCAGAUGCUUUGGACUACAAUUCCCAUCAGCCUUAUCCAGCAUGGCCAAAGGGAGUUGUAGUCCAAAAUGUCUGAAAGAUACUAGAUUGGUGAAGGCUGGCACAGGCUGGGAAGCAGGAGUGUUCCACUGUCAAUGGGGGCAUGGCCUUGAAGGGGCACAGGAUAUAGCAUAAGUAUGCCCCUCCCCUGUACCAUCCAUAAAACGCCCAAAACUGUGCUGAGUCAAUAUGCCAGUGAGGUGUUGAAACGGUGUCUUGUGUGUGUGUGUGUGUGUGUGUGUGUGUGUGAUAACAGCAUUUGUCUCGUGCUCCACAGGCACGGCAGGGCUUCCAUCAAACCCUACAGCCCCUCAGCCAGUGGAAAGCAUUCUGCCCUAAGUCUCCCAGCUUUGAUAGUUCCCAAUCUUAUCCUUUUUGUCUCAUUUCGUCUUUUGUUUUGCUCCAUAAACCUGGCACAUUCUGCCAGUGAAAGACUGCCAGUUGUAGUCAUCCUUGGGGCUUUCGUUUCUGAAUCCUUGCUAUUGCGCAAAACCUUCAUAAAAUAACACCGAUUUCUCUUUCUCUGCUCCCUGCCUGAUUAAUACUACAGAGCAACCUUCUCUGUCCUCUGCCCACCCCAGAGCUUGCAGAUCCAAAUUAUUUGUGGUUAAUCUGAGUUUAGAUAUAGGAGGGAUGUAGUUUACAUUUGCCAGAAUUAACAUGGGGUCACAGGGGGGGAAUUUAGUGAAUUCAGAUAAUUAAGGAGGGAUAAUUGACAAUCCGAGAACAGAGUUCUGUUGUAUCACAUUUCUUCCCACUUUCGUACUUUUGAGGAGGUGACUGAAUCUCCUUUUGUGCAAAUGUUGCUAACUCUAAAUUGCCUGAAACAUCUGUGGGUCGUUUGAAUAAAAAUAAGACGCUGUCUCAUGCUGACUGAUUUUUGUGACUGAUUUUGUACGCACACACUUCUCUUUGAUCCAGGUUGUGCCCAAGUGGAAUCAAGACAACUCCUAUGAAAACAUCUUCCUAAGAUAUGCUAAUCAGGUACGUUGAAUGGGGAAGGAAAAAAAUUGUCUGCAUCAACAUGGCAUGUAGAAUUGGGAAAUAAAAGUCUCCCGUCUUGCUCUUUAUUCAGCUUUAGCAAAUGCAGAUCUCAGGUGGGUUUCUCAAAACUCUAUUGAUUUGCCAGCUGCUGUAACAAAUAGGGCAAGGAACCCAGCUAAAACAUAAUAGAUGGCUGAGGGCUGAUUGCUUGAGGGGAGAAAGGUGUUCCUUAAACAAGCAAUUAGCAGUAACCCUUGGCUACAAAUAUAUGUGGGUAUGUAUAUCAUAUUUUACUGUGAUCAGAAUUACUUCCAGUUUGCACUUGCUGCGUUUGGAAAGCAGACAUCAGUCAAUGUUUGGGUAAUUGAUUCCCAUUCUUUCUGAGCUGAGCUGCAUGUGUUCACAGGAGAUGCUCUUAAUGGCUUAAUAAACUGUUAUAAAGGACUCCUUGACUUAGUCAAGAGAAAAAUUUGCUGCCAAAAGCCUCUGCACAAUAGACCUCUCACAGCUAAUAGUUAUAUCAAUGCAUAAAAGGUGAAAAUGACACUGCCUGCUGCGAAUAAUGCGCAAGGUUUGUCUCCGGGAGCAGCGAGGGCAAUGAAGGAAGUUUCUCCAUGGUUCGUGAGUCAAGCAACUCCAAGCUGCAGGGGCAAUAGGCCAAAUUCUCAGCUCUUUUUACGCCAUGGUGUUAUGGCAGCGUUGCAAAGGCACAACUCCAUGCGAUCUCGUCUACGGAUACCAAAAGAACAGUGCAAAGCAUUAUAUUUUCUUAGAACAGGGAUGGAGAACCUGUGGCCUCUCAUAGCUUGUAUUGAUCUCUCAGUGUCCCAGUAUGGCCAAUAUUAUUUACUUUGUAUUAUUUAUUAGAUUUCUAUACCGUCCUUUGUCGAAAGAUCUCAGGGCAGUCCACAAGAUAAAUAGGCAAUACGCAAAUGGGCGUUGUAGUCCAAUGAACAUCUUGAUCUCCACAAUCCCAGAAGCUGCCUGCAGCUAGUGCAAAAUGUGACAGCUUAAUUGUUCUCUUUGGGCUGGUAUAUUACCAUCGUAUUACGGCACUUCUGAAAAGAAUUUCACUGGCAUCCCAUUAGUUACUGGACUAGGUUCAGGUUGCUGGUAUUGGUGUACAAAGCCCUAUACAGCUUAGGGUUAGGACACCUAAAAGAUUGCUUCAUUCCCUACAUUCUGCAAGGGAGUACAUCCUGCAGAGACCAUCCUACACAAUACUGGAAUCAGUCCCUUAGUGUGCUGGCAACCCACCCUUUGGAACUCUUUCCUGUUGUAUAUCAGACAGGCAAGUGCUUUCUCUCUUGUCUUUGGGGCACUUGCCAUUUCUCUUUCAACAAACCUGAAACAUUGAAAAUAUUUGGUAUCUGUCUUGGAUUUGAAUCAAUUUUGUGUCUGUUGUUUAAAAUAGUUUUUUUUAAAAAUGCAACUGUUUUAAAUAGGUUGUUCUAUUGUAACUUGCUUUCAUGGGAUGCCUCCUGGGAAGUCAUUCAUAAAUGAAAUAAAUAAUAAGAAUACUUCCCACCUCCACCCCACUCCCCAAAUCUCAGAAGCUGCUGGGAAUUAUCUAAGAAUAAAAAUUAAAGCAGAAUCAAGCCAUUUUUGGUAGAGGUAAUGUAAGUGCUCAACAGCCUUGGGAAUGAAGAAUCACUAUCAAGAAUGGGUCAGGUUGCCCAGAAAAACCUCUCAGUUCUAUAUCUAUGAAGAAACAGUUUGUUGUUGUUGUUUUAAAAAAUAUACAACUUUUGUAGCAUUUGUAAGCCCUUCUCAUAUGUUCUUUAUUAGGCCUCCUACUUGGAUGCCUCACAGCUGCAAGGAAUUCUGAAUGAAAUAGUCCAGAAAGGUAAAGUUCAUUGCUGGUAGCCAACUAAUUUCUUCAAGUUCUUUUUUCUUCUGUCUUGUAUCCUGAACAGUUGCUAAAACACACACAAAGAGGGACAUAUUUUGAAUGUGCGGGAAUGUGAAUGUGCAUAUUUUGAAGUCGCAUUCAAAUCGUUGCAUUCAGGCAUUAGUUUGUAAUUGGGUUAAAAACUGUGGUGUCGAAUGUGCAUAGUGUAGGAUAACUUGCAAACAUUCUCUGUUUGGAGGGAGAAGGAGGCCUUUGGAGAGGCAGUAGUCCAAACACACUUGUUCUUCAGUCAACCUUUUCUUUUUCUUUUUUACACACAGGAAUAACCAUAGACACAUAAUUUUCUUAACAAAUGAUAAAACAUAAAUUGGUCUUAACACUAAAGACCCAACCUCCCGUCUAUUCCAUAUUUCAAUUUCACAUUACUUAUUGCCAAUACACACUUUUAUCAUAAUUAAACUUUUUCUUAGUAUAUCUUAAUUCUUAUAUAUUCCUUGCAACUAUUACUGAAGUUCCUCAAAUGCUGCAACAGAGUUUAAAUCAACCUUAAAUACUCCAAGGCCCAGUCCUUUUCCAAUUGCCCCUCUGGUAUAUUUUGCAAAAUGUGACUUGUGAAACAGCAUGCAGUAGUGGCACUUUGACUCCAAAUUCCACGGGUUACAAGUGGACCGUUUCAUGCCUGCCUCCUCCCCUAACCUCCUUAUUCUUUGUCCCUGUUGCUUUCUGAUUUAUCCGUUUAUAGAUCUAAUGGCCAGUCGGGGAAGCGGAGAUGGAUUCAGCUUCGAUUCAUGCAGGAGCCUUUUAGCUCUGAUGGAUGUAUCUUUUCAACAAAUGCAAUAAACCUUCCUUACGCUGCCCUUCCCUGCUUUGAGUUAUGGCUGUGCUUCCCACUGCAGGAGCCCCGCAAGUAAAUAUUUGCCAUGAGAUCUGCCCACUGCAUAUGCAGGGAAUCUAUAAGUGGCCAAACUCUUCUCCCUAAGGUCCCCUUUUUGAUUAAAUGUCAGGUAGGAAAGACAAGAUCAAAACAACUCUCUUCUGAAACACCUGAAAUGUUGCCUACUUCUGUAAAUCACUUCCUAUCAGAACCUAGAUACAGUCCAAUCUUCCAUCCAAGAAGACUUUAUGUUGCGUAGAAAAGCCUAACUAUCUGACUACAUUUCAUGCCCAGACUUGUUCCGAUGUCUAGGAGAAAGGGAAGGCAAAUGUGAUAGAAUUUAUGCUCACGCCAAAGAUCCCUUUUGUUCUACAUUUCCAAUGUUGUCUUGUUAACAGUAAAAUCACUGUGUGAACUAUCUAAAUAGAAGACGCAGGUAACACAGGAUGAAUAAUAGUUCACCGGAUGGUCAAUAGCACCACAACCAUCCCCUGAAAAACCAAACAAAAAACUGUGAAGUGUGUGUCUCUUUUACAUUUGCCUGACUUUGAGUAAGUUGCCUAUUAGAACUGGUCACCAUAGCUGCCUUUGGGGACGAGGAGUAUGCAAUAAAGCACAUUGUUAAUCUAGUGUGGGCUCUCACAGCCAAAGUACCAGUUCAAAUAUCGGGUAAGACAGCCCUUUCCAGACUGUUGCACUUUUACGUAUGAAUCAGAAGAAGGGAACUUGCAUACUUGAACAUUCUCCCUUGUUAAAAAAAGCAACAACCUGCAAAUGGAAAGCAAACAUGCCAGACAGAAUUUAACCCAGUCUUUUCCUGAUGUGCUAGAUUUCUGAGUGCAGUGAGGAGUUCAUCAUACUUUUGGUGUGCAUUUCUUCUAAUAAGCACAUUUUCCCCAUAUUUGCCUAAUAUAUUGCAAUUUUGUAUAUGUAUUUUUGUAUACAUUUUUCGGCUGGAGAACUGCAUUGCAAAAUUUGGACAGAUGUGCAUUCCAAAGGAAGGGCAAAAUUCAAUUCACAUAUUGUUUUGAGAAGUGCUAAUUAGAUACUUUUGCAUUAACAAACAGAACCAAAUUUCUCCUCCAUCCCUUGGCAAUGAUGGAAGUCUUUACUGUGGAACCUGAGAGGGGUUUUGGGGGAGAGAAAUCCAAAUAAUCAAGGGACCGUGCCCUUUUUGUGUUUCUAAAUUUGUGGUUUUCAAUUUCCCAUUUCUAUCUCUUGGGCUAUGACAAGGCCCAAAGGGCAUUAUUGCAGUGUUUGAAAGAUGUUCUGUUCCAAAGUAAUUGCGACAAUUAUUUAUUUCUGUAAAUUGUUUUUAAUAUUCCACUAUCUUUCAUGUCCAGGUCCCUUAAUAUUUUGAACACUUGAUGCAUAGAGAACUAAAGAUUGCCUUUAAACAAACUUGUUUGAAUCUGCCUCCCCUGAUAGACCAGACUUGGAAUGCUAAGGUCUGUUUAUGUAUUUAAUUAGCAAUGGAAGAUCUUACACAUUUUUUAAUGGCGUGUGAAAUAUAUAUGGAGAUACAAGCUAAAUAUAUGUUCCCGUUAUUGUUAAAAUUUAGAAGGAGAUUCAACCAUAGUAAAUGAAUGUAUUUACUGUCUAAGCAAAGCAGGUGUUUCACAUUCAGGAAACAAAAUUUAUUGUAGCAACUUUUUAAAAAAAAAAUUGCUUGUGCUAGAUUUUGUCAGCAAAAACAAUACAGCAUCUUGUGGCACCUUAAAGACUAACAAACGUAAUCUGGUAUAAGCUUUUGUGGAACACAUUCUACCACAUCAGUUCCAUGAAGUUUUAUCCUGAGUUAUAGGGGAGUAUACAUGAUUUGAGGGAUUGCAAAAGGUGAAUCCAGAAUAGUCUCUGUGCAAAAUAAUAGACAAAAGAACUGGCACCAUCUUACUUCAGAAAUGACAAUAUUCCAAAGCAAAUCGGGGAACAAAGGCUUCUACAAUAUUUUUUAAGUGACUUUAAAGUGGCCAUUCUGAAGCAAAGGAACCUCAAACUUCAAAUGAAAUCAUCAUGCGAAUUACAAUGAAUCAUAUAUGUGAAUUGGCUUACCAAUGCCAGGAUACCUGUGUCAUCAAAAACGGUUUUGUGAACUACCACAAAAUUUAGGUACAGUGGUACCUCAGUUUAAGAACAGUUCUGUUUACAAAUGAGUUAUUUUAUGAAUUCGGCAAAACCAGAAGUAGUAUCCCUUGGUCUAAGAACAGAAUCCGAAAGGUGGAAGGGCGCCGGUGGCGAGAGGUCUCAUUAAGGAAAGUGUGCCUUGGUUUAAGAACGGUUUUGUUUUAAGAAUGGACUUCAGGAACGGAUUAAGUUUGUAAACCGAGGUACCAUUGUACUUUUCUGCAUUUAUUUUCCCUCUAACCUCAAUCUUUACACCUUGCAAAGAACAAAACAUUAGGGUAUAUACCUAUAACUCAGGAUAGCACUUUAUACAUCGGAUGAAGUGGGACUGUAGUUUCUUAGUCUUUGCAGGUUUUGAAAUUUAAUGGAUUUUAGUCAUGAAGUACUUGUGACAUUUCUCAGCAGCCUGCAAAUGCAAAUUGAGAAUGCCAAACAGGUUCUAAUACUGCUUUUUCCUGAUGUGUCCUAUGUCUGUGUGCGGGGAGGAUUUCUCAUUUUUUAAUAUAGGAAACUCUCAAAUAUGCCACCAUCACCCCACCUGUCAUCUGAUUUGGGACGAUUCCGAAAGUGCACUACAGCACCAUAUUUCUGCUCAAUCCAGGCAAGACGUAAAGCUUAGAGAGGCAAAUCAUAAUGUUUUGAUUGUUUCCCCACUCUGGGCUACCAGCCAGUGCGCAAGUUGAUCUGUUAAUAUGCAACACAAUCAAAAUGUAUUUAAAACUUGACCACAUCUACAGGCCAGUAAUAAUGGAAGACUCACGUUGCAAGAGUUUGAAAAGCUUUGGCGAAAUCUCUAUAAGUAUAAGGUAUGACUGAACUGUAUGAAUCCAAACUCUCAGCUGCUUCCCUGUUCUUCUUUGGCCUUUUCCUGUUUUCUUCCUUUUCGUACUUUUUAAAUAGUUAAUGAUCUCAUUUUCCUGAGAAGAGAGAUUUUCACCCUAUAAUAGCGUGAAACCCUCACUGCACUGUGCCACGCUGUUCUAAAUGGAUUUAUAAACAAUUUUUGUAGUUCUGACCUUAUCAAACUUUACAUACAACUGAGUUGCCUCUAGUACUGAGCUUCACUUAUGCCCAAACCACUUAUGUUCUGUUGGGUUUCUUUUAUUUUUUUAAAUGCCCAAAUCACUAUGUGUAAUAUACAAAAUUAUAUUAUAAAACAACAACACAUAUUUAUAAAAGAGCCAAGGUCCAUGUUGUACUAUAUUUGUGCAACAUAGUUUUAUAUUAGUAUAUAUGAGCAUUUUGUAUGUAUCGGUUUAUGCGCUGGUUACUCUUGUGAACUUUGUAUAUGCAUAUAGAAUCUGUGUAUAAUGCAUUGUUGUUGUUUAGUUGUUUAGUCGUGUCAGACUCUUCGUGAUCCCAUGGACCAGAGCACGCCAGGCACUUCUGUCUUCCACUGCCUCCCGCAGUUUAGUCAAACUCAUGCUGGUAGCUUCGAGAACACUGUCCAGCCAUCUUGUCCUUGUCGUCCUCUUCUCCUUGUGCCCUCCAUCUUUCCCAGCAUCAGGGUCUUUUCCAGGGAGUCCUCUCUUCUCAUGAGGUGGCCAAAGUAUUGGAGCCUCAGCUUCAGGAUUUGUCCUUCCAGUGAGCACUCAGGGCUGCUUUCUUUCAGAAUGGAUAGGUUUGAUCUUCUUGCAGUCCAUGGGACUCUCAGGAGUCCCCUCCAGCACCAUAAUUAAAAAGCAUCAAUUCUUCAGCAAUCAGCCUUCUUUAUGGUCCAGCUCUCACUUCCAUACAUCACUACUGUGAAAUGUAUAAUGCAUACAUGUGUAAUAUUAUACAUAAGAUAUUUUGUGUAAUAAUGGAUAUAAUAUGUGAGACUUUCUCAUAGCUUUAACUGAAGAGGGGCAGGCAGAAACUCACAUCUGAUAAGGAUUAAGAAAUGAGAUGGGAAUUGGGGGGGGACCCUAUGUGUAUAAACUCAACAUCAAGAUUUUCAGAAAAUUUCAUCCCUAGCUAUGAUAAUUCAUAUGCCAGUGACUGAAUCGAUAUGCUAGCCAUGUCCUAAAAUAUUAUCUUGGGUUUAAAUAUUUUCCAGGACAUUUUUGAAAGAGAAGAUGAAAAUAAUUCUGGAUUCCUAUAUAUUUCCAAUUUGAGAAGAGUAACAGAGCAAGAAGGUAUGCUGACAAACUCUGAAUGUAUUUUCAGUUAAGGCCAAUUUAAGUUUUGAAAUCUGAUACAUCUUUGUGGAAACGUUUCCAAAACAGAAAUAUAGCAAGUGAAGCUUUUCUCCUGAUAUGGAGAUUAGGAAUGGAAAAAGUUGCACCUACUAAAUUGGGGUGUGUGUGUCAGGUUGCCGUGACAGGUGUAGUUCAUUUAUUUAUUUUUUAAAAAAUAGCAAACAAACCCUGGUCACAAGCCCUGGAAGAGACAAGAAUGGGGAAGAUAGGCUAGAGACCUUACUAUCACGAAUUCCAAUUCUGGCGCCUUCUGCAGAAUGUUGAAGAUUGUUUCUUUCAUGAAGUCAGAAUCCAUUGAGUUCGCAAUGACAUCUGCUGAACAAUCCUGGAAUUGCAACCAAGCCUCCAACCUUAACCCUUAGCUUCCCCAGUUCCUGAUGUUUUGCAGCAGAGUCCUUUGGUGGGUAGAUUUAUAUAUGCCAGGGUUAUCAGACAUCCCCGUUUCCUGGGGACAGUCCCCGGAUUUGCGAAUAAGGCCCCGGACAAAUUCCAUCCCCGGAACGUCCCCAGAUUUCAUCUAAUGUCCCCAGAGCUGUUGGCUCUGGCUGGCUUCAGGAGCUGCUUGGAAGUCCCCAUAUGAUGGUGGUGCAGGGGCCCUAAGAUGCAGCUUCCGGGCUCCCUCCACCCUCCCUGACCCCAGCAACUAAGCUGUGAAGGGAGGCUUCACGCUGCCUAUCAGAGCUUGCGUGCAAGCAGAAGGGGGCAGGGAUCUCUCAGUUAGGCAACAGGAAGCCUCCCUUCCCAGCUGAGGGAUCCCCGCCCCCUCCUGCUUGCACGCAAGUAGGAAUGGGAUUGGGGCUGCUCCGAUGGGAAGGGAGGCAUUGUGCUGCCUGAGAGAUCCCUGUCCCCUCCUGCUUGCACGCAAGUAGCAGUUGGGAUGGGGCUGCUCCAAAAGGCAGUGUGAAGCCUCGCUUCCCAGCUGAGGGAUCCCGGCCCUCUCCUGCUUGCACACAAGUAGGAAUGGGAUUGGGGCUGCUGCGAUGAGAAGGGAGGAAUCGCGCUGCCCAAGCCUCACCACCGCUGCUGCUCUCGGCCCUCCUUCUCCGCCUUCCAUGCCUGACCCACAGGUCACCGCUUCACCACCACCACCAAAGAACCAACAACUCAGGGGCUGCCCAGGCUCAUGGAGAAAGAAGCCUCGGAGGAAGAGGGAACGUGGCAGUUGAGGUCAAGGCGGCGGCCGCCCCUCUGCCACCGCCAUCACUGCAGCAUCAACGUCCCGAACAUAGUACAGUGGUACCUCGGGUUAAGUGCUUAAUUCGUUCUGGAGGUCCGUUCUUAACCUGAAACUGUCCUUAACCUGAAGCACCACUUUAGCUAAUGGGGCCUCCUGCUGCCGCUGCACCACUGGAGCACGAUUUCUGUUCUCAUCCUGAAGCAAAGUUCUUAACCCGAGGUACUAUUUCUGGGUUAGCAGAGUCUGUAACCUGAAGCGUAUGUAACCUGAAGCAUAUGUAACCCGAGGUACAGUGCUUCAGGUUAAUUAAUUAAUUAAAGUGCCCCCAGAUUCAUUGAAAAAAAUCUGGUAACCUUGAUAUAUGCAAUCCAUCACACAGAGGAUGCUACGAUCCAAUAACACUGCCUUAGUGACGAGCAUUUAGAUUUUUAGAUAGCUGCUUAAGCUGCAUUAUGCCUUUAACAUGUUAAUUCUUUUUCCCCUCCCCUGGGUGGGGAGUGAAAAAGAAAGUGUGAUCAAAUGACAGACGCAAACUUAAGUGAGAUUGCUCAGAAGGAGAAAGAGGAGAGGAGAGGAGAGGAGAGGGGGAGUUAGGUGGCCUCUAGAGACUGUUAUGAUUCCUGGUGUGCAAUUGGAGUGGGGGCAGAUGCUCUCAAUGCCGCUAUCUGGAAUUUAUCACUAAUGUGCCGCAUAAAGGAAGGUGCGAGGAAGGUAUGGUGAUAAUAAAGGCAAUAAAGUGUAACACAGGGAGGAAAAUUGCAUGCUGUGCAGUCCUUGAAGGCAAACAGCAAACAGUACAGGCACUGAACAGAAGAAAGGGAGGCGUGUGUGUCUUUGUAAGUAGUAUGAAUAUAAAUAUGGCAAAGUCAGCUUCUUUUGCCCCAAGAGCAGAAUCUGGGGGAAAGCAUAGCCCUCUUUAAGAUGUGCUGCUUCUUCCUGCACUUUACAAGUCAGUAGAUUCUAGGUUCCUUUGAAGAGGUUCCUUCGACCCUAUAAAUCCUGCAUCUAAUUACUGAUAUGCCGAAGUCAAAUGAAUUGCAAACAUUUGUUUCCGGGCCCAGGAUUAUGUCAUUCAUUUCUCUCUCUUCCUCUUUGCCUUCUAAGCAGACAGGAGAGAAAAUACUAAGCAGCAGUUUAGCACCCCAGGGAUUCCUGUUGCCAUUGUGAGCCCUCCUAAGGUCCUGUUCCUUCAGCCAGGGACCCACUUGACUGCCCCUUGCCAUGAGUUUAGUGUUUGAGUUGCCUAAGGCUGCAUCCUAUUCCUGGUUACCUGGAAAUCAAUGAGGCAGAGAAGACAUUCCUGCAAGUGUGCUGUAAAGCUGUGACUCUUGUUCACCCACACAAUGCUCUUUCCAGAUUCUGGGCUCUUAUAUAAACUUUUUUCUUAUAUAUAUAAAGGAAGUGGCCCUGAUUGGAAUGUUUGAGGAAGUCGACAACACUCCAUUCUCUGCAGUUGGUGAACAUUACUGGACAAUGUUUCCUUUUUAAAUAUAUUAUCAUCUCUUCCUUUGCCUUCUCCUGUUGCUGUUUGCAGGUCUGUUCAUCAAUGACACAACCCUCCAGCUGAUGACCGUGCGAUAUGGUGACUCCUUGAUGAGGAUAAACUUUCCUGAUUUUGUGUGCUGCAUGGUUCGUCUUAAGACCAUGGCAAGUAAGUUACACACAAUGGAUGUUCGUAAAAACAUUUCCUUAGUUGCUAAUACGUUUUAAGGAUUUUCACUUCAUGCAGUAGUUUGGCAUCCAUUGUUGGAGAGGUGGCUCACUGACUGAAUGUUCUGAGGAUCAGAAAGUGCACUUUGGCCUAUAGGCUUCCACCAUCUCUGACCAUCAGUCAUGCUGCCUGGGGCUGAGGGCAGGUGGAGUCCAAAAAUAAUUGGAAUGUAGAUUUAAACAGAGCAAUGACACAAAAUAUUAUUGUUGUAAAAUAGAGCAUAAUUCAAGCAUUUGAAUACUCCAUCCAAUCCAACUCCAUUCCCUAAAACAUGUUGUGAAGUAUAAGCUCUUAUUAUUUGUGUGAAUGUGUGUGUGUUUUGAGGAACUGCCUCAUGGUUUGCCUGCUUGCCUGCCUGCAAUGGAUAGGCAAAGCACCUGAAUGUCUGACUUCAAAUCAGCUAUUUCUAUUAUUUUAUUUUAUUUAUUUAUUUUUAAAGUAGGAAUAAAUCCAAGGAUGGAAACAUCCAACGCAGAGAGUGACCUUCACACAUUUGUUUUCUGGCUUUGACCCAGCUCUAGGCAUGCAUAAACAAUAUGCUAAGUGUGACAUUUGUGUAAGGAUGUUGAUGAGAUGUGCAUUUGAUUGCACAUCCAGUUCAAAGGGACACAGCACAAAUGCUUUAUGGCUGUCACUUGAAUGCACAUCUGAAACGCGUAUCUGUCAUAUGCCAACAAUUUCAAACAAAGGAAGUAUCAUGUAUGCCUUCUUAUACACCUGGAGCUUCUUAGCUGGUUUGCAAUUACCAAACACAAAACUUUCCUUUCCUUCCUUCAAAAGUGGACUCUUCCAAUAAAGAGGCAAAAUAAGGGGAGAUGGUGACAUGAAGACAUAUGAAAGCUGCACGGAGACCUAUAUUAAAAGGUUCUCUUUGUCUGAAGUGUGAGGUUGGAAGGUGCCUAGGGAAACUCACAUGGACAAUUUUCAUAUGCUAAAGAAACAAGCCACUGUCUGGAAAGCGGCUUGUGUCUCUGGAAAGGGAAUAUGCAGGAGCAAAGCGAAUGCUCAAGCUGUGUGAGUGAUCUUUGCCGUUGACUGGAUUUUACCAGAUACCUCUGGAAAUCCAAUGAGAAAAAUCUCCAAGCUUUAUUGGCAGAAACAUUAAAAAAUAAGAAAUCAAACUGCAGGACACUGUUCAUUUUCUCUUUUUUUCUUUUAAAAAGUUUUAUUAAAACUUUUCACAUUGCAAUUAACCCCCCCCCCCCAAAUCUAAGCAAAAAGCAGUAGAAAAGAGAAAAGAAGAAAAAGAAAAGUGCUAGAAGAGUACAGGGUCCUCUCUCACAGAUAUAGCCUAACUUUUAUCCCAUACAGAGAAAGAUGCACCCUCUAAUCACUCACCUGGGAACAUUUGCCUGUUCCCUCAGCCUCUCACCCUGGGAGAUUUCCCCUUCCCUGCCAGGACACAGGACAUUUCCAAGAUAGAAGAUGCUAAAAUUUAAUACAAUCCCAACUUAAAUUAUACACGUUUGAUAAAAGCAUCUUGCAGUGUCAGUGGAGGAAUAAAACAUAACAAUUCAAAGUGUUUAAAGCUUUAAAGCCCGAAAUGGCCUCGGUCCAGUAUACCUGAAGGAGCGUCUCCACCUCCAUCGUUCUGCCUGGACACUGAAGUCCAGCGCCGAGGGCCUUCUGGCGGUUCCUUCACUGCGAGAAGCCAAGUUACAGGGAACCAGGCAGAGGGCCUUCUGGGUAGUGGCACCCACCCUGUGGAAUGCCCUCCCACCAGAUGUCAAAGAGAAAAAUAACGUACCAAACUUUUAGAAGACAUCUAAAGGCAGCCCUGUUUAGGGAAGCUUUUAAUGUUUAAUAGGUUAUUGUAUUUUAGUGUUUCAUUGGAAGCCGCCCAGAGUGGCUGGGGAAACCCAGCCAGAUGGGCGGGGUAUAAAUAAUAAAUUAUUAUUAUUAUUAUUAUUAUUAUUAUUAUUAUUAUUAUUACUUCUUUAAAAGUUAUUGGAAGAAAAAUCAAAAUUCCAAGAAUAAGAACCUGUGGGGGGUUGGGGGUGGGGGAAAUCCACCAAUAAUCUUUCUAUUUUUAUUUUACUGAAAGUUUAAAAACAUAUUAUGCAUUUCUUCAAACACUUGAAAGCGCUGCCAGUGGGAUUUACUCAGGAGAUGAUUACUGAUAAAUGGAAAUAAAGGGCAGCACAUCGAUAAUACGAAUUGAGGACAGAUAGUUAAAUAAAUAAAGAGGCUCGUUAGACCAUUACUCAUGGUCCCUGGAAAUCCACCGUAAUAACAACUAAAUCAAAUGCAUCUCCCCCUUUAUAACUUGCUGUAAAAUGGAGGUGGAGAUUAAAUCGCAGUUAAGACCAUAACAUUAAUGUACCGUUUUACUCUGAGAAUACUAGGUCUCCUAAGCCUGCAGUUUAGCUAGAGGCAGGAAAAGGAUGCUUACUAUAUUACUGCAACGGCUGAAUAUCCCUUUUUGAGUCCAUCUUCCGUAUCGCCUUCUAGCUCACUAUGACUAGUAGAAAGCCACAAACAAGGCCAGCUGCUCCUUUUUCUACGCUCCCCACCCCCUUUCUCACAAAGGAUGUUGCAAGCAGAAUUUAUUUCUGCAGUGUGCAUAAGUGGACAUUACUUUACACAAAACGCUAGCAAAAAGAGCAUGUGGCAUUCAUACAGAGCAGUCUUUUGUUUUUGUUUUUUUUGAGAUACUGGGUACUUUGCACAACACACGCAGUUGUGUUGACACAGUGGCCCGGUUCAGACAUCGGUUUAAACGAUGAUUUAUUGAAACGAAAUCAAAAUCAAGCCAUGGUUUCGGAUCCUAGCUUUCUUCAAUAAGCCAUAAUUUAAACUAAUGACACAUUCUGGUUUGGACAUAACAUCAAACUCUGCUUUUUAAAAAAACAACAGGUGAAUGUUUCCAUUCUCCUCCUCGUGGAUGAACUUGAGAAAAGCGGAGGGGACACACACAAGCCCAAUGCUGGUAUGAAUCCCAGUUCUGGGUAGUGAGAGUGCUGGUGCACUCUGGGUCCUGAUAGUAGGUUUCUCAUAGGCUUCUGGCUGCCACUGAGGGAGCAAAAUGCUGGACUAGAUGUGCGAUUCAGUAGGCUCUUCUUAUGCUUUCAUGGCUUGCCAAGACUCAUUUGCCACUAAACUAUGAUUUAGCAUCAUGCAUGAACUUGGCCAAUGUCUCUGAGAAACAGCUGUCCUCUUAGGCGGUUUCUGUUCAUUUCGGUGGCGCUUGAACACACCUGUGGCUCCAUUAGGGUCGGAGUCCAGGGCCCAACUCCAGGGCCCUACAGCCAGCCGCUCCCCCUCUCCCCACAAAAAGCAAGUACCUGAAGAGACAGAUGGUGGAGGCAGGCAUGAUGGGAGCCUUCAUAGCACAGCGGGCCCACCUAAAUGAGAAAGAGAGAAAGAAUGUCUGAGAAAGACAGGGCUGGAUUAACCAUUAAGCAAAAUAAGCACAUAAACCAUAUGGUGCAGCUGAAAAAAAGGCUCCCACAAUAACAGACUCUCCAAGUGUCCCUAUUUUCCAGAGACAGUCCCGGUUUUACAGAAGCCGUCCCAGUUUCUGAUUUGAUCCCAGAAUGUCCCGCUUUUCCUUAGGACAUCCCUGUUUUCAUCAGAGACAUGUUGGAGGGUAUGGAAGUUAUGCAACCGCAUAGCCAAGGAGAUAAGUAAUUAUACAACCUUUAGAAGACAUCUGAAGGCAGCCCUAGAUAGGGAAGUUUUUCAAAUGUUUUAUUAUGGUUUUAUAUAUGCUAGAAGCCACCACUUCCCCCCCUAUAGUUUUACAAACUAUUCUAUUUUCUUGCAAGUUGAAGCUUUGUUUUGUUCUCUCUAGAGGCAUUUCGCAAUUUAUCUGCAGAUGGGAAAGGAAUCUAUUUCACUGAAGAUCAGGCAAGUGGUGCUUAAUUCCAUUUCCCUCUUUUCCGUUAUUGUUCGUAGUAGCUUGUUUUUAUCCUUGGAAACCAAAUGCCUUUCCUUCUCAAAUGAGAUUGAAACAGGUUUAUUUAAAAAAAAAGGAGGGGGGAGAGAACACGAAACACAAAACCUAAACUGGAAUAGGCAUUCAUAGCAGAUUUUGAAUGCAUAUUUCAUUGUGUCUUGAGGUAUGGAUUCACAUUUCAGGAUUUGCCAAUUUAGCAAGAACUAUUCAUAUCAGCAAGUCCAUUAAAUGAAGGCAAAAGGGGGCUUAGCAACAGAUUUUUAUUCUCUCUUCGGUACUUAAUACUUCAGAAUUGAGGUUUUUCAAAUGCAGAACAUGAUGCUUUGAUGAGGUUGCUCAAGAGUGGAAUUCUCACUCCAAAGUAUCUCCAGUAAUACCUCUAGAGAUCUCUGUACGUUUAUACUUUAAGGAACAAAUGAGAGAGAUUUAAUGUAUUUUUAAUCUCUGUUGGAAGCCACCCAGAGUGGCUGGGGAAACCCAGCCAGAUGGGCUGGGUACAAAUAAUAAAAUAAUAAAAGAAGUAGAAGUAAAAGUAGAAGUAAGAUUUAAAAUAAAUUUUAAAAAUCACCAUAUCUGGUUAAUUCAGCAUUGAGGAAGAAAAUUGCAUUUUCAGUGCGAAUGUUACAUCUUACAAGCCACCCAAGAUGUUCUACAAAGACAUGUCAAUGCAAUUCACUGUCAAUAAACAAACAAAAGCCCCCAAAUCUUUGGCUAGAGGUGGCCAGUGUGGUGGGGCAGAAUUUACCUUCCAAUGCCAGCCACUGUGACUUUCCUGGAUGGGGCUAGAAUGGGUCAGAGUGGAAACGAGUUGAGGUUCUGUGGAUGCACCAACAGAAGCACUGGAUUGGCUCUGCCAGGGUAUCCACACAGCUCCAACUUCAGCACUACCCUGCUCUCACAGCUGGGGAGGGGAGGCUUAAACUUCCCCUUAACAAUCAGAAAGAAGGUCUGGCUCAUUAAACAGCAAAAUAAAACUGAAAAGGUCACGUCCAAGAGACUUAAAUAGAUGUAUUAAUCCAUCUAGAACACCCUCUACUGACAUUUUAGCUGUCUAAAGAAUAGCGUUGAAGAAUCAUAAAUCACACACUGUUUAUUUGGAUCCAGAUUAUUCUAUGGUUCUUUAUAUGUUGUGGAAAUAUUAUUUUGACAUAGGUUUUGUUUAUAGACUUAUCUGUUUUAAUUAUUGCAUUACAGAGUUCUUAUAUUCUGGAUUUUUGUUUCUUCCCAUCUUUUUUACUAUAAGGUUCAACUCCAUUUUUAUAUAAUAAAAUUGUAUUAACACAUUUAUGGGCAGCACAGAUACUAUUUUUUGUGUAUGCAUAGCCUGAUUAUUAAGCUUAUUUAAGUCUGUUAACUUCAUUUUGUUCAUUUGUUUGUUUUACAUUAAAGCUCUCCUCCUCAGCACCCAUGCCUUUUAUUUAUUUUGUGUUUCAAAAACUCACAAUGCAAUUGCUAAUCACAUUGCCAUUACUGUAAUAUAUAUUUAGGCUCACUGACCUGGUACAGGCAACUUCUAGUCUCCCCUGUAGCAGCUGGUCCAGUCCACAAGCGCAUGUGAUUGCAGUGCUAGACGUGACUAUUUUGAGUGUGGAGGAAAACCAUCUCAAGCAUGGCAAGGAGGGGAAAAUGUGCAUCAUUAAGGUUUCAAUGACAGCCUCAGGAAAGUCACAGGCUAUUGAACUAACGUUGGGCGCUGGCUCAGCAGUCUCUAUGCCACCUGAUUCAAUCUACUUUCAUUACUUAAGAAAUGCACCAUUUACUGAACUACAGUUGGGCUGUUACUUGGGAAAACAGGUUCCUGUGUGCAACUGCCUGCUUCACAUGUAACUUUUGGUACGUGCUGUAUACCUGCAGAGUUUCAUGUUGCCCCUAAAUGCCCUCUUAACCUUGGCAGAGAUUUAUUUCCUGCAAUUAACCUCAAGGGUGUUAAGAAGCACUUUGGUUCCCCUCAAUCACAAAAUUGUUGUUGUUGUUUAGUUGUGUCCGACUCUUCGUGACCCCAUGGACCAGAGCACGCCAGGCACUCCUGUCUUCCACUGCCUCCCGCAGUUUGGUCAAACUCAUGCUGGUAGCUUCGAGAACACUGUCCAACCAUCUCGUCCUCUGUCGUCCCCUUCUCCUUGUGCCCUUCAUCUUUCCCAACAUCAGGGUCUUUUCCAGGGAGUCUUCUCUUCUCAUGAGGUGGCCAAAGUAUUGGAGCCUCAGCUUCAGGAUCUGUCCUUCCAGUGAGCACCCAGGGCUGAUUUCCUUAAGAAUGGAUCGGUUUGAUCUUCUUGCAGUCCAUGGGACUAGUCAUUUUUAUUAAAAAAAACAUUUUAAUUUUCAUUGAAUUUUUUUUUAAUGCAACAAAAUGAGCAUCCAGAGCAACUGUGUACAGAGUCUGAGUUUCAUGGCCAUGUAAUAGCAAUACUCAUAAGACUGAAACAUUAAGAAUGGAUGCGUUUCAAUGAGACUUAAACAAGAGUAAGGUCACAGCCACACCAUUGGUGAAAUGUAAUGUAGCACUAAGAAGAUGGUUUCACCAGAACAUGCAUUCUGCUUGCCAGAGAAAACACUCUCUCCCCACCCCCAUUCUGGGGGUUCUUCUGAUCCUACAGAUGAUUUGUGAGGUGUACAUGGUGGAAGAGGGGAAGGGGAGAAGAGGAAACCCUCGAGAUCCACAGGUUCCCCAUCCCUGCUGUGUGAUAUUUGACAAUGCAUGUGAAUUUGUCCACAAAGUUAAAAUGCAACAUGUGACAGCUCGUUGUCUGUUGCCGCCACCAUUGACAUUUCAGGAACCUUGUCCCUAAAAAGGUCCCCCGCUAGCUGCAUAAUACUAGAGAGUGGUCUCCAUUUGGUAUUGCUACCUAUAAUUUCUUAAUGCCUGUUUUUGAUAGACCUGCUUGAGCAGCAAUUACUGUCUCUUAACAGAGGGAAAUACAAUAUUGCCUUUAAUCAACAGAGCUUGAAGCACUGUUGGUGCGAGAUGUGGUCGUCUAGAGUUAUUACAGGAAAUCAAGUCAGCAGUUAUGAGGGGGGAAAUCAGAUAAUGGCAGAAAAGUAAGACUGAAGAGGGAAAUGGUCUCACAAAUAACAGGACUGAGGGGAACAGUUUCCACCACCACUUUUGAAAAAUCAAUUUCUGCUUUAGAAUAAAAAUAUGUUGACAUUUAAUGCAGCCCUAUUUUUCUUGCUACAUUUUACUGUGAAUUUAUAAAUGCAUUGAUUUCCCCCUCUCUUUUGUCCUUCCCUUUCUCCUAGUGGAUGACGAUGACAAUGUACUGCUAAGCAAGUGACAACGCUCUAUAAAUGCUGGUAAGCAUUUAAACAAAUGCUGUUAUAUAUAAAGCUUCCCUUCCAAAACCUCUUUCUUAAAGGCUUUAAUAUCAAACAGUGUAUUGGGGAAGUACACUUUUUGCAGAAUUCAAUCUGUUAAAUAAGAAGUCCUAGCAUGGAAAGUGCAUUUCCUGAUGGCCCCUGCUCACUUUCUUUGGUUGGCUGUUCGAAAUGCAUGCUACAAGUUGCUGAAAAUAUAAAUCGCCACCUUCACCACAUCCUCCACCAACAAGAAGCUCACUUAAUAUGUUCUUACCACUUUGACGGAAGCCCCAGAUCAGAGGCCAGGGUUGUUGCUACCAUUUCCCCUUCCCGGACAAGGUGCCAUCCCAGUACACUUGGAGCGAGGGCGAGUCACGUAGAAUAUACACAUGUAAAUAAGUUGCCAUUUUUGUAGACAAUUAAGGUGAAGAGCAUUCACAGCAAGAUUCUAGUCUAUGAUGGGAGUCAAGUGGGCGGAUGGAAGGAAAUCUACCGGAUAGGCCAUUCUCAACAGAUUCCUCCGAGAUCCCUACUCAGCAGUGCUACUUGAUUCAAGUUGCCAUCCUGUGCACACUUACCCAGGAAUAAGUGCUACUGAAUGAAAUGGAAUACAUUUAUUUCCAAACAAACAUGCCUGGGAUUGUGUUACCCACCGUUAAUGAACCCUCUCCAUAAUGCGGCCCAAUCCUUUCAUUGAGAAUGAAAAUCAGGAGGGACUCUUGUGUACACUUCUGAUGUUUAUAUAUUGUUCUUUUUCUUUUUUCAAGCUGAAGAGGUGUGAAGAAUGACAAAUGAAGAAUGACAAGUGAAGUGGCUGUGUCAUCACUGCAGCCUCUCUACGAUGGCAGGGCGGCAGAGGGAGUAGCCACUGUUGAAACUAUGGAGCACAUCCAAAUGUAGUGCAGUGGUUAAACUACUGGAAUCAACCAGCUGAUGAGGGAUGUAUUUUUCCUGCUCUUUUUUAAAAUAAAGUUUUUCUAUUGGUUUU